Molecule: messenger RNA, 62625 nt
Organism: Trichoderma citrinoviride
Lineage: Eukaryota; Fungi; Ascomycota; Sordariomycetes; Hypocreales; Hypocreaceae
Product: amino acid adenylation
Exons: 7
Coding region: 1-62625 (20874 amino acids)
Biological process (GO): amino acid activation for nonribosomal peptide biosynthetic process; secondary metabolite biosynthetic process
Cellular component (GO): cytoplasm
Molecular function (GO): acyltransferase activity; phosphopantetheine binding
Source: RefSeq, a predicted model, not a curated record
AUGGCGCCGAACACUACAUACGAAAAUGGGAGCGAAUCCCUCACCCCAAUUGCCAUCUGCGGCGUUGGCAUCCGGUUUCCGGGUGGCAUUCACAAUGCCGAACAAUUCUGGGAGUCGAUCGUCAAUGACCGUGCUCAACCACGGGCGGAUGGCGAUGAAAAGGAAGAACUAGACACUGUUGAUGCUUCAUUCUUCUCGGCAGAGGCUGAGAACUGCAGCCCCUUGCAGCGGAAGCUCCUGGAGGUGACUCGUGAGUGUCUUGAGGAUGCGUGCGAGAUCAACUACUGGGGCGAGGAUGCUCGUGUGGGCUGCUAUGCUGGCGGUAUUGGAGAGGAUGAUGCCUCGGUGGUGUCACUGAAGCAUGGUUUGAGAGGCCCGAGCAUGACGAUUGGAGCGUCAUCAUCGUCAUUUCUUGUAGCUCUGCAUGAGGCUUGCUCCGCUGUUCGAUCUGGCAGUGCCAAAUCGGCAGUUGUUCUGGGAGCUUCUCAGGAUGGCGCUGUAAGAGGCGAGGUCGUGUCAGCUGUACAUAUCAAGACACUGCCUGAUGCCACGCGCAGCGGCAACCCGAUUCGUGCCGUCAUUCGAGCUUCUAGCGCAGGCAGCGCUUUGACGUCUGAGGCGCAUCAUGGCGGCUAUCUGCAUGAGGGCGCGUCUGGUCUUACGAGCUUGGUCAAGGCAGUGGUCACAUUGGAGAACCGGAUGAUCCCCCCAAAUGUUGCCUCUGGUAAGUCCUAUGAUGCCAGUUUAUAUCUGCAAUCUAGAGCCAGCAUCAUUGCUUCUGACGCUGAGGGACACAGCGCUCACGUUAUUGUCGACUCCCACCCCCGAACUACUCCGAUUGCAUCCGAGGCUCGGCCGGAGCUUGUUCUCUUCUCUGCAGAGAACGCGGGUUCUCUGGCCAAGCAGAUAGAGCUGCACCGUCUGUACGCUGAAGCUCACCCGGAUGAUGCUGCCGACAUCGCUUAUACCCGUGCCCUUCGACGCGAGGUUUUGGAACACAAGGCAUUCGCCAUCCUCUCGAAUUCAUCAUUUAUCACCACUUCCAACUACGUCAAUUCUUCCGCAGGGACCCCUGCCAUCACCAUGGUAUUCAACGGCCAGGGUGCUCAGUGGGCGGGAAUGGCCAAGGAGCUCAUCUUGACUGACCCCGAUUUCAGGGAAGACAUCAAGAGGAUGGAUGUUGUCCUGAAGGGAUCGAGGAUACCCGCAACCUGGUCAAUUGAGGAGGAGCUUCUCCGGGAUGCUGCCGACUCAAACAACCGGAUCAACACCUCACAGUUCUCCUACCCUCUCAGCACGGCGCUUCAAAUCGCCCUGGUUAACCGUUUCAGCCGCCUUGGUGUUACGCCCAAGGCUGUUGUUGGACAUUCUAGCGGUGAAAUUGCUGCUGCGUAUGCUGCAGGAUUCCUCUCCUUUGAGGACGCCAUCACCAUUGCUUAUUAUUACGGCCAUGUCACUGCCAAGAACCAGAGAGAUGGUGCCAUGGGAGUGGUGAGCUUGGGUGUCGAGGAAAUGAAGGGGCUCCUGGAGCAGGGUGUGGUGAUUGCUUGCGAGAAUUCUCCCAUCAGCACCACUAUUUCUGGUGAUCGUGAGGCAGUAGAGCGAGUGCUGAAGUCCGUCAAGGCUGUCAAGCCUGAUGUGACCGCUCGGCUUCUGCGCGUUGAUACCGCCUAUCACUCUCACCACAUGGCUGUGCUUGCUAAUGAGCUGCUUGAGCUUUUGACGGCGGAGAAGGUCGCUUCGCAAGCGAUCCGGAAGAGCAAGGUCACCUUCGUAUCUACCGUCAGCGAGAAGGUGCUCAAGGAACAGAGCGACUUUGAAGCUGCGUAUUGGAUCUCCAACCUUGUUUCGCCAGUUCGCUUUAGCUCGUCUGUCUCCAGCCUCCUUGGCGUAUCAUCUGAAGAGACUCUGUUUCUGGAAGUUGGACCUCAUUCUGCACUCUCCGUGCCUCUAUCCCAGAUCUGUGCCGCCGCAGAUGUCCGAUGCAAAUACGUCUCGUCCCAAACUCGUGGAGUCGAUAGCGCAGUGAGCUUUCUCUCUGCUGUUGGAAGGCUGUGGCAGGAGUCGGCUGUGCCGAAUCUCGCCCCUCUGUUCUCCCAUGGCAGGGCAAUCUCUGGCUUACCUCAGUAUCCCUGGAGUUACGGAACCUCUGAUGAGGGCUCCGAUGCCACUGAUCUAUCAGCUCGUGAGAAGCGGGCGCGUGUUAUUGCAGAAGAUAGCUCUCUGGAGAGCGAGCUUGCCGACGACGAAGUGCCUACCAGUGAAGUAGAAAUUGUCCUUCGAGCUGUUUGGGUUGAGAUCCUUCGAGAUGUGAACCGGAUCCGUAAGCAGGACAUUGGUAAGAAGCACAACUUUUUCCUGCUCGGUGGUGACUCUCUCACCACUAUUGAGCUUGUUACUGCUGCUUACCAGUACGGUAUUUGUCUGAGUCCGGCGGCCGUGUCGGACAACGCUGAGCUUGCCCGGAUGGCAGCUGUGGCAACCAUCGAAAACGACAGCGCAAUGAUGUCUGAAGCGAAGCCCUUCAGCAUGGUCAGCAUUGACAAGGUUGACGAGAUCAAAGACAAGAUCCGAAAGGAGUGCAAGCUUACCGCAACGGAAACUAUUGAGGAUGUCUAUCCCUGUACGACUCUCCAGGAAGGCUUCAUGGCUUUGGGUAUGAAGCAGCCUGGCUCUUACAUCCACAGGGUCGUGUACAAGCUGAGACCCGACAUUGACGUUGAUCAAUUCAAGGCUUCUUGGGAGGCCACAAUCAGUCAAUGCGGAAGCUUGCGUUCGCGAGUUGUCCUUUUCGGCGGUCGAGCUCUCCAGGCUGUGAUGGCUGAGGAUAUUGCCUGGGAGCAGCCUGCUCCAGGAUUGGACAUCAAUGCCUAUCUCAACCGAACGCGAAGCAUUAGCAUGAGCUAUGGCGAGCGCCUGAGCAGACACGCUCUGGUUCGAGAUGCAAAUGGCGGCGUCCACUUCGUGUGGCUCAUUCACCAUGCUGUAUUUGACGGUCUCACCAUGCGAAUCGUCCUGGAUGCUCUCUACAACGCUUACCAUGGCAACGAAGCCAAAGCUUUGCGCCCGUACUCCAACUUCAUCCGCUAUGUCGAUUCCAUCAAUUCCGCCGCCUCUACCAAAUACUGGCAAAAGGAGCUUGAUGGUGCUCAGCGCGCUCAUUUCCCGCCCGCGAGACUGUCUGCCACAUCUGAGGACCGGGUUAUGAAGAGGACUAUGCCAUUCCAUAACGCAAAGACCUCGUCAGUAACCACAGCUACGAUCCUUCGCGCGGCGUGGGCUCUCCUGCUUGCGCGCUACUGCGACUCUGAUGAUGUGUGCUUCGGUACUACGCUGUCGGGUCGUCAGGCCGCGGUGCCAGGAUUGAACGAGAUUCCAGGUCCCAUGAUUGCGACUGUGCCAGUUCGAGUCAAGGUUGAGCGUGGCAUGACUGUAUCCUCCUUUCUCGAGAAAAUCCAGACGCAAGCGGCGGACAUGGUGGCUCACGAGCAGUACGGUCUUCAGAACAUCUCGAAGUUGUCUCAAGAUGCCGAGGAAGCAUGCGACUUUUCCAACCUCAUCGUCAUUCAGCCAAACAAUCAUCUGACGUCCAUGGCUGAUACUGCGUCUGAUGCCAUCUUGCAGCAGGGCCCCCGCGAAAAAGCUCUCUCGGAAGAGGCGAUGCGCAAUUACUUCAACUACCCCCUCGUUUUGCAGCCUCGCAUUGGCGAGGACAGCAUUGAGCUGGACUUGACGUAUUACGCUGAUGCCAUCACUGAGGGCCAGCUUGAGGCUCUGUGUGUCCACUACGAGCACAUUGUUCAACAAUUGCUUGCUCCGACCGACAUGCCCCUGAGUGACCUUUCGGUGUCUGGUUCGUGGGAUCUGGAACAGGCGAUCAAGAGCAACGACGAAACACCCGAAAUCGUCGACAUGUGUCUUCACCAACUUAUCGAGAGGCAAGCAAGGACAAACCCUAACUCACCUGCUAUCCAAGCCUGGGAUAUGGAGCUGUCUUACUCGCAGCUUGAUCGCGCUGCCAACCGCCUCGCCCACCAUCUCGUCAAAUCUUGUGGCGUCAAGGAUCAGGACUUCGUCCACGUCUGCUUUGAGAAAUCGGCCUGGUUUUUCGUGUCUGUUAUUGCUGUCAACAAGGCUGGUGCUACAUGGGUUCCUUUGGAUCCCUCGCACCCGCUGCAGAGGCAGCAACAGGUUGUCUCGCAGACGAAGGCGACGCUGGCCUUGGCUUCCCCCAGCAACGUUGAGAUGUGCACAGAGUUGGUUGAUAACGUCGUUGAGGUGUCUUCAACUCUAGAUGAGAAGCUGGCUAAGACAGAAGAGAGCUCGUAUGGUCCGAUCCGUAACGUGUCUCCAGACAAUGCAGCCUACGUUCUGUUUACUUCUGGAAGUACCGGAACGCCAAAGGGUCUGGUUAUGCAGCACAGGGCCGUUUGCACCUCGCAGACUGCUAUUACCAAGCGCCUUGGAAUGACUUCUAACGUGAGGAUGCUUCAAUUUGCGUCUUUUGUCUUUGACCUCUCCAUUGGUGAGAUCGUCGGUCCCUGGGUAGUCGGUGGCUGUCUCUGCGUUCCGUCUGAGGAAACGAGGAUGAACAACCUGGUAGACUUCAUCAACACGAUGCAAAUCAACUGGGCUUAUCUGACGCCCUCGUUUACGCGCACUUUGAACCCUGAUGACGUUCCGAGUCUGGAAUUACUGUUGUUUGCUGGCGAGGCUGUUGGACGAGAUGUGUUCGAGGCUUGGUUUGGCAAGGUGCGCCUGAUUAAUGGUUGGGGCCCUGCCGAAACCUGUGUCUUCUCAACCCUCCACGAGUGGAAGAGCCUCGAGGAAUCUCCGCUGACGGUUGGUACUCCGGUAGGCGGCUACUGCUGGAUUGUUGAUCCGCAUGAUCCGCAGCGACUGGCCCCUGUCGGGACCCUUGGUGAAGUUGUCAUCCAAGGCCCGACGGUCCUCCGCGAGUAUCUGGCUGAUCCUACCAAGACCGAGGCAUCGUUGGUCCGGAACCUCCCUGAGUGGGUGCCCAAUCGUACAGCAGCACACUGGGAUCGAUUCUACAAGUCGGGUGACCUGUGUCGGUAUAACGCGGACGGCACGAUUGAGUUUGGAUCGCGCAAGGAUAGCCAGGUCAAGAUUCGAGGCCUUCGUGUCGAGCUUGGAGAAAUCGAGCAUCAUAUCCGCGAGUCUCUGGAAGGCGUCAAGCAGGUGGCUGUGGAUGUGGCAAAGGGCGAUGGUGGCGCAAUUAUCGUGUCCUACUUCUCCUUUACCGAAGAGACCCGUACUGCUGGCAAGAACUCCGAGACGAGCGUUAGAGAUGUGUUUGCGCCCAUGACUCCUGAGCUCCAGAGCCAACUUACUGCCUUGGUUGGCCAGCUUAGUGUUACACUUCCUCGGUACAUGAUCCCGACGCUGUUUAUCCCCUGCCAUUACAUGCCCUUCAUCACCUCGACGAAAUUGGAUAUGAAGCUUCUGCGACUGGCAAUGUCUAAUCUUGGUAAGGACGACAUUGCGAGAUAUUCCCUUGUGGAUAGCAAGAAGCGUGCCCCGGAAACGGAAAUGGAGACCCGUAUCCAGGCGAUCUGGGCGGAUCUCCUGAAGCUGUCGCCUGAUUUCAUCGGUCGAGACGAUAGUUUCUUGAGGAUGGGUGGUGACUCGAUUGCUGCCAUCUAUUUCGUGUCUGCAGCCCGCGAUGCUGGAAUUUCCAUUGCAGUGAAGGAUGUUUUCGAUGACCCCCGUUUGUUCCAGGUGGCUUCCAAGGCUACUCUUCUCUCCAGCGCGGGUGGCUCUUCUCAGGUUAAGCCCUUUACGCUGCUGUCAGGCUCGUUGAGCAAACUUAUGCAAAGCGAUGCUGUGCGAACCCGGUAUGGCCUUGGCCAGAACCAGAUGAUCGAGGAUGCUUAUCCUUGCACGCCCCUUCAGGAAGGUCUCAUGGCCCUCACUGCAAAGCAACGCGGGUCAUACGUCUCUCAAUGGUUCUAUCGAAUGCCCAAGCAUAUCGAUAUUGCCAAAUUCAAGGAUGCUUGGAAUGAGGCUGUUCAGUGUAACGCUACCCUGAGAACCCGUAUUAUGCUUGAAGACGGCUCUGCAGUGCAAGCUGUCAUCUCGAACGACGGCGACUGGGAGGAUACUGCUGGGCAAAACCUCGAGUCGUUCAAGAACGUGAUUUCUCAGCUGGACAUUGGAUAUGGAACUCGUUUGACCAGAUUUGCUCUCGUUGAGGACCAGGAUGACAUUUACUUCGUCUGGAUCAUCCACCAUGCCAUCAAUGACGGUUGGAGCAUGCGCAUUGUCCUCGAUGGCGUCUACAACAGCUACUAUGGCCAAAAGGUUGCUUCUUUGACGCCUUACUCCAACUUCAUCAACUAUCUGAGCAACAUAGACGGCGAAGCAGCAGCCAACUUCUGGCGAUCUGACCUUGCUGGUGCUCAACGACCCAUCUAUCCUGCCGCUGGAACCUCUCUGGCUGCUAACAGCACUGAGAACUCGACUCGUGUUGUCGAUCGUUUGGUAUCCUUCUCCAACCACAAGGACGCCUCCAUCACCAUGGCAACUAUCCUUCGAGCGGCUUGGGCGAUUGUCCUCGGCAAGCAUUGCGAUGCCAGCGACGUCUGCUAUGGCGCGACUGUUUCUGGUCGUCAGGCUAACAUGGACGGCCUUUUGUCGACUCCCGGUGCUGUUAUCGCCACUGUCCCGAUCCGAGUCCACCUGGAAGCCGAUAAGCCUGUGAGCCAGAUGCUGCAGGACUUGCAGGCUCAUGGCCUGGAUAUGGUUCCAUUUGAGCAGUAUGGUCUGCCCAACAUUGCCAAGCUGAGCCCGGAGGCCCGAGAGGCUUGCGACUUUACCUCGCUGCUGGUUAUUCAGCCCAAAGAGCAGGAAAGCUCCAUCUUCAACAUGAAAGAUGGUCUGCUACAGUCGGAUGCUGAAGAAGAUCACCUUUUGAUCGAGUCUAUGGACAAGUAUUUCAACUACCCGUUGGUCAUGCUCAGCUACAUGACGGAAGACAACGUGAACCAGAGGUUCGUGUAUAAGCCAGACAUUCUGUCCGAGGCUGAGGUGGAGGCCCUCUCCUAUCAGUUCGAAUAUGUCGUCCAGCAGCUCCUGAGCCCAGACAACAAGCUCAUCGGCGACAUCUCUCUUGUUGGAGAGCAUACUUUUCUCAAAGCAAACACCGAGGUUCCUGAAAUCAUCGACUCUUGUAUCCACGAGUUGGUCGAAAAACAGGCCCUCGAACGGCCCGAUGCCCUUGCUAUUGUGGGCUGGGAUCGGACUUUCACUUAUGCUGAACUCAAUGAGGCUGCAAACCGUUUGGCCCAUCAUCUCACGCAAAGCUUCUCCAUUAAAGCUGAUGAGCUGAUCCACGUUUGCUUUGAGAAAUCGGCAUGGCACUUUGUCGCGAUUGUGGCCAUCAACAAAGCUGGUGCCGGAUGGGUCCCCCUCGAUCCAUCACAUCCUGAACAGCGUUUACGCCAGAUCGCCAGUCAGACCCGUGCGAGAAUCGUACUGACAUCGCCGGCCAACUCGGACAUCUGUGCCCGCUUAGGCUUGUCUGUCAUUGAGAUAAGCCCGUUCUUUGACCAGAAGCUCAUCAAGAGCGGCAUGAAUGGCAGCGCCGGGCCAGACGUCAAGAUAACGCCUCGCAACAUUGCGUACGUCCUUUUUACGUCCGGUUCUACUGGUACGCCCAAGGGUUUGGUCAUGGAACAUGGUUCUGUAUGCACCUCGCAGACCGCCAUCAGCCAGAGACUUGGAUUGACUGCCGAUGUUCGCAUGUUGCAGUUUGCAGCCUUUGUGUUCGAUCUGUCCAUUGGUGAAAUCGUGGCGCCACUGAUCUCGGGUGCCUCUCUUUACAUCCCAGACGAAAACACUCGGUUAAACGAUCUGUCAAACUUCAUCCAGGAGAACCAGAUUAACUGGGCCUUCCUUACCCCCGCGUUCGCCCGCACUAUCAAGCCAGAAGACGUCCCUGCUCUGGAGCUCUUGUUGCUAGCAGGAGAAGCCGUCAGUCGCGAUGUGUUUGAAAGCUGGUUCGGAAAGGUCAGACUUAUCAACGGUUGGGGCCCGGCUGAGACGUGUGUUUUCUCGACGCUUCAUGAGUGGAAGUCCAUCGAUGAGAGCCCUCUGACUGUUGGCCGGCCGGUCGGCGGUUUCUGUUGGAUUGUCGAUCCAGAAAACUCUGAGAAGCUGGCCCCUACCGGCACCAUCGGCGAGGUCGUUAUCCAAGGUCCCACCCUGCUUCGUGAAUACCUUGCAGAUGCCGAGAGGACCAGGUUGUCGACUGUCUAUGAUUUGCCGGCUUGGGCACCAUGCCGUGAGUCUCAGCAUUGGAGCCGAUUUUACAAGUCCGGUGACUUGUGUUAUUACAACCCGGAUGGUACUAUCGAGUUUUCAACUCGUAAGGAUACGCAAAUCAAGAUUCGCGGUCUUCGUGUUGAAUUGGGUGAAAUCGAGCACCACUUGCAGCUUGCCCUUGAUGACAUUCGUCAGGUUGCGGUUGACGUGUUCAAGGGUGAUAACGGCUCUAACCUUGUUGCCUACUUCUGCUUUAACGAAGAAAGCAAGACGGCUGAUGCUCGUGUUGUGGGAGAUGAGAAUGGGCCUUUCAUGUCGAUUGAUGAAGACCUUCAAGCCCGACUCAUUGCUGCCUCUGGUGAAUUGAGGGUUGUUCUCCCAUCCUACAUGGUGCCGACCUUCUUCAUUCCUUGUAGCUAUAUGCCCACCAGCACCUCGACCAAGCUUGACCGCAAGGCGCUGAAGCAGUAUACCGCUGCGCUAUCUGUUGACGAGUUAUCUAAAUACUCGCUUAUUGAUGGCAAAAAGAGGGCCCCUGAGACUCCUAUGGAAGAACAGCUACAGCAGAUCUGGGCUGAGAUUUUGAACAUUCCUAUGGAGUCAGUGGGACGUGACGAUAGCUUCCUUGGCCUCGGCGGUGACUCUAUUACAGCUAUCCACUUGGUCAAUGUCAUGCGGGCAGAGGGUAUCUCUUUGACCGUCAAGGACAUCUUUGACGACCCUCGCUUGUUGUCUGUCGCAAGUAAGGCUAUUGCCAGCGAGGAAGUUGUUGAGUUCGAAGAGCUUGAACCAUUCAGCCUUCUGGAGAAGAAUGUCCGCCAUGCUGUUCUCUCAGAGGAUCUUCGACAGGAACUCAAGCUCACUGAGACCCAACAAAUUGAGGAUGCUUAUCCAUGCAGCAAGCUCCAGGAGGGUCUGAUGGUCCUCUCAGUGAAGCAGCCUGGAUCAUACGUCGCCAAGUACACCUAUCGUCUUCCUGCCCAUGUUGACCUUGAGCAAUUCAAAGAGGCGUGGAAGUACACUUCGUCGGCUAUUGAAGCGCUCCGUACUCGUCUUGUCAUGAUCGACGGCUCUUGCGUCCAGGUCGUGAUCAACGACGAGCUACCCUGGGAAACCGCAAAGACUGAUGAUGUUCGAUCUGCAAUCGCAUCGGCUCAGUCUCUCAGGAUGACAUACGGCUCACCUCUGUCUCGCUAUACGAUUCUCGAGGAUCAGGACGGUAGCAACUAUUUUAUGUGGGCUAUCCACCACUCAGUCCAUGAUGGUUGGUCGAUGAGAAUCAUCCUUGAGACCUUGAGGCGAGAGUAUGAGGGUCGAGCAUCCGCACCUGUGAUGCCGUACAAUGGCUUCAUUCGCUAUACCCUUGGCCUCGACCAGGAGGCUGCUGCUGCUUAUUGGAGCAGCCAGCUGGACAACGCCAAGCGGGCCAGUUUCCCUGCCGCUGCCAUUACCACUGGCGAUACGAAGCAUAUCACGCGAAUGAUGACGAAGUCCAUUCCUUUCCCUGCUUCUAUGAACCCGGCCAUCACAAAGGCUACAGUUUUGCGAGCUGCCUGGGCCAUCAUCCUAGCUCGUUACUGUGAUACUGACGAUGUCACCUUUGGAUCUACUAUUUCUGGUAGGCAGGCCGCUGUUCCAGGCCUAACCGAGAUGGCCGGUCCAGCUGUUGCUACUGUUCCCGUCCGUAUCCGUCUCGACCACCAGCAGCGUGUGUCGAAAUUCCUCCAGGGUGUCCAGAGCCAGGCUUCUGAGAUGAUUCCUUUCGAACAGUUUGGUCUCCAAAGCAUCUCGAGGCUCGGUGCCGAUGCAAGGGAUGCCUGCGAUUUCACCUCCUUGAUGCUAGUCCAACCGAUGCAGCAUCUCGCUGGCGAGGAUAUCGACGCUAUCCUGGUGCCCGCUCUGGAACAAGAAACGCAGGAAGAUCAGCUGCAGAACUACUUUUCUUACCCUCUUGUUCUGCAGGGACAUAUCUAUGAUGACCGAGUUGAGCUCGUCUUGAUUUACGACUCUGUCGUCCUUCCGGAAUCACAGCUUGUCGCGCUGUCACAUCAAUUCAAUGGGGUUGUCCAGCAGCUUCUCAGCGGCAAGGAUAGCAAGCUUGGUGAGAUUUCAGUGGCGAGCCCCUGGGAUCUCGAUCUUGCACAGGCUUCAAACGGCGACGGCCCUGAAAUCGUUGAUGAUUGUGCCCAUCUUAUUAUCGAGCGCCAAACGAAGCACACCCCUCACGCCCAUGCUGUUCACGCUUGGGACGGCUCACUUACUUACAGUGAACUUGAUCUUGCUGCCAAUAGGCUCGCCAACUUCUUGAUCCAGCGUCACGGUGUCAAGGUCGGUGAUGUCGUCCACGUGUGCUUCGAGAAGUCCCUUUGGUAUGUCGUUUCGGUCCUCGCGAUCAACAAGGCUGGCGCUGCUUGGGUGCCAAUGGAUCCGGCACAUCCGUUCCAACGCCUUCAACAAGUUGCCAGCCAAACUGUUGCAAACCUUGCGCUAUCGUCUUCUAUCCACGGACCCUUGUGCUCCAAGCUUCUGGACACAGUUGUGGAGGUGUCCUCGGCCCUGGAUGAGCAGUUGAAGGGUGACGAGGCCAUUAGUGAUGUCAAGCCUGCCACCAAGGUUACCCCUAACGAUGCCGUCUACCUGCUCUUCACUUCUGGCAGUACCGGCGUUCCUAAGGGUAUCAUUAUGGAACAUGCCUCUCUUUGCACGAGCCAACGUGAUAUUGCAAAGCGGCUCGGUCUGACUAGCAGCGUCAGAAUGCUUCAAUUUUCGUCCUUUGUCUUUGAUGUUUCCGUGGGAGAAAUCAUGCUUUCCCUUAUGCAUGGUGGUUGCGUUUGCAUACCGUCUGACCACGAUCGGCUCAACAAUUUGGACGGAUUUAUUCGAGACGCCCAGGUGACUUGGGCCUUCCUGACACCAUCCUUUGCACGCACACUCCGCCCUCAAGACGUUCCCACCCUUGAGCUCAUUGUCCUUGCUGGCGAGCCCGUUAGCCAGGACGUCUUUGACCUCUGGUUCGGCAAGGCCAGGCUGGUAAACGGUUGGGGACCGGCUGAGACUUGCGUUCUGAGUGCUAUCCACGAAUGGAAAUCUGCAGACGAGUCGCCGUUGACAAUCGGACGCUCAGUGGGAAGCUCUGCCUGGAUUGUCGACACAGAGAAUCCUCAACGUCUAGCCCCGGUUGGAUGUAUCGGAGAGAUUGUUAUGCAGGGGCCUACGCUCCUUCGCGAGUACUUGGCUGACCCAGUCAAGACGGCUUCAUCGACUCUGACCUCUUUGCCAAAUUGGGCACCGCGCGCUAAUGACAAGAAAUGGGGUCGUUUCUAUAAGACUGGUGACUUGGGCUUCUAUAACCCUGACGGAACAAUCCACUACUCUGGCCGCAAGGAUACCCAGGUUAAAAUUCGUGGUCUCCGUGUUGAACUCGGAGAGGUUGAGCAUCACAUUCGCAAUGCUCUUGAGUCCAUCCGACAGGUCGCUGUUGACGUGUUCCGAACGGAUACUGGAACUAAUCUCGUCUCAUACAUCUGCUUUAGCAGUGAGACGAAGACUCCCGGACCGAACACCGACCCUAAUGGCGACGACGUUUUCCUUUACAUGACUCGGAGUGUUCAGAGUGAUUUGAACGUUGUCAUCAGCAAGCUCAACGCCCUGCUGCCCAGCUAUAUGAUUCCGACUUACUUCAUUCCCUGUGACUACAUGCCACUGAUUUCCUCCGGCAAGUUGGAUAGGGUCAAGCUUCGCAAGCAGAUGGCCGCGUUGACUCAGGAGGAACUGGAGGCUUAUUCACUGACCGAUGCCGAUAAGCGCGCUCCGGACACAGCCAUGGAAGUUCGGUUGCAAAGCAUGUGGGCUGAAAUCCUAAACAUUCCCGCCCAGACUAUUGGCAAAGAUGAUAGCUUCCUCCGGAUUGGUGGUGAUUCAAUUGCUGCUAUCAGAUUGGUCUCGAUGGCUCGCGAGCGCGGCAUUACUCUCACGGUGAAUGGCAUUUUCGAAGACCCCCGCUUGUCGUCUAUGGCUGCUACCGCCGGGUCCGCUGAUGGCGAUGACGAGCUGUUGGCUCCUGUUCCUGCUUUCUCCCUCCUUGACGACGGUAUUCGAGAUGUGAUUCAGUCUCCCAGCAUCUAUCAGGAGUUAGGUCUGAAUGUCACACAGCGAAUCGAAGACGCCUAUCCUACCACCAAGCUCCAAGAAGGUCUCAUGGCCUUGUCUGCCAAGCAGCCCGGGUCGUACAUCGCCAAGUUCCUGUACCGUCUUCCCAAGCACAUUGAAGUCGCUCGCUUCAAGGAUGCCUGGAGGCGCACAGUUGAUGCCUGCACUAACCUUCGCACCCGGAUAAUUCUGACCGAGGGGGGACACAGCACGCAGCUUGUUAUAAGCCACGACUUCGAGUGGGACUCCGUCGAGAACGAAGACCUUCAUUCGUAUCUCCAGCUGGCGCAAGGCAUGGAAAUGGGAUACGGCUCGCAGCUUUCUCGAUAUGCUCUCAUUGAGCACUCGGAUGGCGAGACGUAUUUCAUGUGGAGCGUUCAUCAUGCUGUUUUUGACGGUCUGUCUACUCAGAACGUGCUGAACAUUCUUGAGAGGGCCUACCAGGGCACCGAUGUCCUUGAAACGCCAUCGUAUGCCCGUUUCAUCAAGUAUACCCUUGGACUUGAUGCAGACGCUGCAGCAACCUAUUGGAGAGAACAGCUACAGAGCUCUCGCAAAGCCACUUUCCCUGCGUCAAGCGAAGUAUCCAACAAGCCCGGCGCCACUCGUGUUCUUGAACGAUCUAUCGAGCUGCCCAAGAUGGCUUCAUCAGGCAUUACUCUUGCCACCGUUGUUCGCUCUGCUUGGGCCAUGGUCCUCGCACGCUACAGCGAUACGGAAGAUGUCACCUUUGGCACGAGCAUCUCAGGGCGUCAGGCCCCAGUGCCCGAACUGAUGGACAUGGUUGGACCUAUCAUUGCAACUGUUCCUGUCAGGGUUCGGGUAGACCAGAUACAGCUGGCUACUGAUUUCCUUCAAGCUGUUCAAAAGCAGACGCUCGAAAUGAUUCCCUACGAACAGUUUGGUCUACAAAGCAUAGCGAAGGUCAGCGAAGACGCCAAAGAAGCUUGUGACUUCACUUCGCUGUUGGUGAUUCAACCUAUGCAGCACGUUUCGGACUCUGAGACCGCCAAAUCUGUGCUUGUACACGCGGAUGGGGCGCUAAAGGAGGAGGCCGAAUCGAUGCAAAACUACUUCUCGUACCCCCUUAUUGUCCAGGCCCAUCUGUAUGAGGACCGCAUCAACAUUGUUCUCAUUUACGACUCAACCAUCCUGGCCGAGACUCAAUUGGAAGCCCUCUCUCAACAGCUUGGCCACGUUAUGUUCCAGCUUGCGACAGCCACUGACGAGAAGUCAUUGGGCUCGGUGUCCAUCUCUUCCGAUUGGGAUCUGGAGCGUGCCGUUUCUUACAACAGCGACAUUCCUGAAAUCGUUGAUGCUUGUGUGCAUGACCUUGUUGCACGCCAGGCAGAGCUUCGACCUGAGGCCGUCGCCAUUUCUGCGUGGGACGCUGAGCUUACAUACAGCCGGCUUGACCUCGCUGCCAACAGAGUGGCGAAUCACCUCAUCGCGGCCUACGGGGUCAAGCCCAAUGACUUCAUUCACGUGUGCUUUGAGAAGUCAGCUUGGCACUUUGUGGCUAUUCUGGCCAUCAAUAAGGCCGGAGCAGCAUGGGUACCUCUUGACCCGUCUCAUCCAGAGCAGCGUCUCCGCCAAGUGAUUAGCCAGACGGGCGCCAAGCUGGUCUUGACGUCUCCAAGCAAUUCGACGCUUUGCUCUGGGCUACUCGAGAACGUUCUUGAGGUCACAUCAGCCUUGGAGCAAAGGCUGGCUGAGACAGGAUCUUCCAAGGCUCCCAAAGUCUCUGUAACGCCUGAACAUGCUGUCUAUGCUCUGUUUACGUCCGGAUCAACUGGUACCCCUAAGGGCCUUGUUAUGCAACAUGGGGCUGUUUGCACCUCGCAGACGGCUAUUGCCAAACGGUUAGGGUUGUCGUCAGACAUUCGACAACUCCAAUUCGCCGCGUUCGUUUUCGACCUCUCAAUUGGUGAAAUAAUUGCGCCAUUGAUCAGCGGUGCUUGCGUUUGUGUGCCUUCGGAAGACAUCCGGAUGAACAGCAUUACAGAGUACAUUCGUGACCAGCGCAUCAACUGGGCAUUUUUGACACCUUCCUAUGUCCGCACCCUACGGCCGAAGGAUGUGCCUGGCCUGGAGCUGCUUCUUCUCGCUGGUGAAGCUGUGCCUAAGGAGAUACUGAAUACGUGGUUUGGCAAAUUGCGCCUUGUCAAUGGCUGGGGCCCGGCUGAGACCUGUGUCUUCAGUACCCUACACGAAUGGAAGUCCGUCGACGAGAGUCCUCUGAAUGUGGGCAAGCCAGUUGGAGGCUUCUGCUGGGUUGUAGACCCUGAGAACCCCCAUAAGCUAGCCCCUGUUGGCACUUUGGGCGAGGUUGUCAUCCAAGGUCCGACUUUGCUUCGCGAGUAUCUGGCCGACCCGGAACGUACUGCGGCUUCCUCAGCUGUAGCCCCUGAGUGGGCACCGCAGCCCGACUCCAAGCAUUGGGGACGCCUCUACAAAUCUGGUGAUCUCUGCUCCUAUAACCCUGAUGGGACCAUCGAGUUUUCGUCUAGAAAGGACACACAGAUCAAAAUCCGUGGUCUUCGUGUGGAGUUGGGUGAGGUGGAAUACCACAUCCAAACUGCACUGCGUGGCGUGCGCCAAAUUGCUGUCGACGUUUACAAGGGCGAAAGGGGAACAAACCUCGUGGCUUAUCUGUGCUUUACAGAUGAGACCCGAGUCGCUUCUGCUGAUCGCGACAGCGGCAACCCAUUCAUGCCCAUUGAUAAGAAGCUUCAGAGCCAACUGAAUGCUCUGGUCGGCGAACUGGGAGUCACGCUGCCGAGGUACAUGAUUCCCACUCUUUACAUACCCUGCAGCUUUAUGCCGUCGAUUACGUCUACCAAGUUGGAUCGUAAUGAGUUGCGCCGCCGUACUGCCAGCCUCACCCGCGAUGAACUAUCCGAGUAUUCCCUGCUGGGUGGCAGCAAGAGGGCUCCGGAAACCGACAUGGAGCGCAAGCUGCAACAGAUUUGGUCUGGCAUCUUGGGUCUCUCGCCGCAGGCAGUUAGCCGGGACGACAGCUUCCUUGGUCUCGGAGGUGACUCAAUUACAGCCAUCCAGCUUGUUGGUGUUUGUCGCGAUCAGGGCAUUUCUCUAUCGGUCAAAGAUAUCUUCAACGACCCCCGGCUUAUCGCAGUGGCACAGGCCGCACAGUCACUAGUCUCUGUUGAUGACACCGUUAUUGAGCGAUUCGGCCUGUUGGAUAACGAGCAGCGUCGUCUUGCUACCAGUGAAAACGCCAGGGCUCAAUGCCGUCUUGGUACGGAAGCCAUAAUUGAGGACGCUUAUCCUUGCACAAAGUUCCAAGAAGGCCUUAUGGCUCUCUCCAUCAAGUCUCCUGGCUCAUAUGUUGCCAAAUAUGCCUAUCGACUGGCCGACAAUGUGGACAUCGAGCAGUUCAAAUCAAGCUGGAAGCAGACCGUUUCUCUCUGCCCUAUCCUACGCACACGUAUCGUGCUUCUUGGUGACCGCUGCGUCCAGUUGGUCGUCAAGGAGGACGCUGAGAUCAAGACCUCAGCCGCUUCUAGCUUCGAGUCAGCCAUGCUUGGAGCUCGCAAUGUGCAGAUGACAUACGGUACUCCGCUGUCGGAGUACACUCUGUUUCAGGGAGAAGAUGGCUUCUACUUUAUCUGGGUUGUUCACCACACUGUUCACGAUGGAUGGACUAUGCGUCUGGUGCUAGAGACACUGCAAAAUCUCCACCAGGGCUCAAGCAGCGGCUCGUUGAAGCCGUAUUCAACCUUCAUCAAGUAUGCGAUGGACGUUGUUCAAGACCCGGCUGUCGAGACGUACUGGUCUCAGCAGCUUGAUGGUGCAGUCCAGGCCUCUUAUCCCCCUCGCCCUAGGUCUGACAAGCAGCACAAGGCGGUUACUAGCAUGAUGACCAAGACGAUCCAAGUGCCGAACAGCACUCAGUCUUCGAUCACCAUGGCAACUCUUCUGCGUGCCACCUGGGCUAUCAUCCUGGCUCGUUAUUCCAAUACCGACGAUAUCUGCUUUGCCACGACGGUGUCCGGCCGCCAGGCCUCUGUUCCAAGCAUUUUGGAAAUAGCCGGGCCCAUCGUUGCGACUAUUCCAGUGCGCUUACAACUCAACAGCCGGCAAACCGUGUUGGAAUUCCUGAAGAAUGUGCAGUCUCAAGCCACGCAGAUGAUUCCCUAUGAACAGUUUGGGUUGCAGAACAUCUCCAAGAUCUCUGAAAACAUCAAAGAUGCAAUUGACUUUUCGAGUCUUUUGAUUAUCCAGCCUCGAUCACACUUGGAUUCUAGCAACGGUGAUGGUAGCAAUGAGAACAUUCUUAUUCCUACCGUUGAGGACGAUGAAGCUGUAGCAGAUCUCCUACAAGAUUAUUUCACGUAUCCUUUGGUCAUUCAAGGCAAUCUGUUGGAGGACCAAAUUGACUUGCUCCUUACUUACGACAGCACUGUCCUGUCCGAAGUCGAGCUCAGCCGACUGGCGCUUCAAUUUGAGCACGUUGCUAAGCAACUUCUCGAGUCCGAUCAUAUCAAGCUUGGAGAUCUCUCUUUGGCGAGCCCACAAGACGUGCAACAGGCUAUUGCAUGGAACACAGAAGACCCCGAGAUCGUUGAGGACUGCAUUCACAAGCUGGUCGAACGACAAGCCCUCGCCACCCCAGAGGCCAUUGCCGUUGACUCUUGGGAUGGAAAGCUGACAUACGCCCAGCUGGACCAGGCUGCGACUCGCCUAUCCCACCACCUGAUCAAGACAUACGAUGUUGCUUCCGGUGAUCUCGUCCUUCUCUUGUUCGAAAAAUCGUUGUGGUACAUCAUCUCAAUGAUUGCUGUCAACAAAGCUGGAGCGACUUGGGUUCCCCUUGACCCUUCGCAUCCUAUGCAGCGUCUGCAGCAAGUCACAAGACAGACGAACGCGAAGGUAAUUCUCACAUCGUCUUUGCAUUUUGAGCUGGGUGAGGAGUUGUUGGACACUGUUGUUGAAAUCAGCCAAGACUUGGACGAUGCCCUCACCACAGCAGGACACACUCUCAGUGCUCCAGAUGUCAUGGUUUCGCCCCAAGACAGUGCAUAUGUCCUAUUUACUUCUGGCAGCACUGGAGUGCCAAAGGGACUCGUGAUGAGCCACGAAUCUGUCUGUACCAGUCAAACUGCUAUCGCUAGUCGCCUUGGCCUGCACAGCGGUGUCCGAAUGCUCCAGUUCUCUGCCUUCGUCUUCGACGUCUCUAUUGGCGAGAUUUAUGGCUCAUUAAUCCGCGGUGCCUGUGUCGUUGUACCAUCUGAGGACAUUCGCAUGGGUGACUUGACCGGAUUCAUGCAAGAGAAAGAGGUAACUUGGGCCUGUUUCACGCCUUCGUUCGUUCAGACUCUUCACCCUGCCGACUUCCCGACUCUGGAGCUGGUCAUCCUAGCUGGUGAACCUUCCAAGAGGCAAAUCCUAGAGGACUGGGUCGGCAAGGUCAAGCUGAUCAAUGGCUGGGGUCCCGCGGAAACCUGUGUGUUUAGCAGUAUGCACGAGUGGAAAUCGACUACAGACAGCCCCAUUACGAUUGGCAAGCCUGUAGCCGCUUUUGCCUGGAUUGUUGAUCCGGACAACCAUCACCGCCUUGCUCCCAUUGGUACUAUUGGCGAGGUUGUACUCCAGGGUCCGACUCUCCUGCGCGGAUACCUCGAUGACCCUGUGAAGACGGAGGCCAGUAUCCUCAAGUCAAUCCCAAGCUGGGCUCCGCGCCGCGAAUCACAGCACUGGAACCGGUUCUAUCUGACCGGCGAUCUGUGCAGCUUCAAUCCUGACGGAACACUUGAGUACCAUGGCCGUAAGGACACACAAGUCAAGAUCCGUGGCCUUCGUGUGGAAUUGGAUGGGGUUGAGCACCAUAUUCGCAGCCUGUUAACUUGCAUUGCUCAUGUCGCUGUGGACGUUCACAAAUCCGAGGCUGGCUCGAGUUUGGUUGCAUACCUUGCGUGCGCUGACCAGCCUGACGAUGCUUCUGAUGAGUUAUUCAUGCCUCUCACCGAUGACCUGCAAAAGGCUCUCAACGCUCUGUCGAAUCAACUUAGCGUCUUGUUGCCUCGAUAUAUGGUCCCAACUCUGUAUAUUCCGUGCUCUCAUAUGCCUUUCCUGUCAUCAGGAAAGACUGAUAAGGGCCUGCUUCGCAGACUCACUUCCGAAUUGAGCCAGGAGCAGCUUGAGGCCUAUGGGCUGGACGACACCCACAAGGAGGCUGCUGAAACAGAGGCUGAGUUGCUUCUUCGAGAUAUCUGGGCCAAUAUUCUGGGUCUUUCGGCUCAGUCAAUCGGUCGCCACGAUAGCUUCUUGCGUAUUGGAGGCGAUUCCAUUGCAGCCAUCCAGCUAGUCACUGCAGCGAGAGAGGCCGGCAUCAUCUUCUCAGUGAAGGAUGUCUUUGAUGACUCCCGACUCUGGAAACUGGCGGAGCUUGCUUCAUACACGAUGGAGUCGGAAAAAGCGGCGGAGGUUAUUUCACCGUUCAGUAUGCUUGGUGCUUCCCUUGACCAGACAGCUGUCACUGCUAUCCUCCAAGAACAAUAUGGCCUACCCGGCAGUGUCAUCGUGGAAGAUGCAUACCCCUCUACGAAGCUUCAAGAGGGUCUUAUGGCCAUCUCUGCCAAGCAGCCCGGUACGUAUGUUGCCAAGCAGGUCUACGGCCUGCCUGAGCACGUUGACCUUGAUGCCUUUAAGGCAGCGUGGGAGCGUACAGUUGAGCUUUGCAUCAACUUGAGAACACGUCUCAUUAUCGCUGGCGAUUCCAGUGUGCAGGUGGUUAUCCAGAAUGAAGAGGUCGAGUGGGAGGUUUGCAAUACAACCGUGCAAGCCUACCUCUCUCAGGAGUUUAGCAUGGGAUACGGUUCACGAUUGUUCUGCAAUGCAAUCGUGCAUGAGCCCUCCGGUCAGAACUUCUUUGUCUUGAGCAUCCACCAUGCUAUCUUUGAUGGUUGGACGCUCCCUAUGCUCAUGGAAACGCUGGAUUCAGCUUAUCGCGGCGUCGAAGCUCCCGCUCUCCGUCCUUAUGCUGAAUUUGUCAAGUACAUCAUGGAUAUUGAUGAGGCAGCCGCGUCUGACUACUGGCGAGGCCAACUUCAAGAUGCCAAGCGAGCCUCUUUCCCGCCAUCAGCCUCAGUUCAAUCCGCUCAGUCGGUUACUCGGGUUCUCGAGAAGCCCCUCAACUUCUCUCACUCAACCAAAUCCGGCAUCACCAAGGCAUCCGUGCUUAGGGCUGCCUGGGCGCUCGUAUUGUCCAGAUACUCCGAUAGCGAUGACGUGACUUUUGGUGUCAACGUCUCUGGACGUAAUGCCGCAGUUGCCGGCAUUGAGUUGAUGCCCGGCCUGGUAGUCGCCACUGUCCCGGUCCGUGUGAGACUGGAUCCCGAACAAACGGUCACCGGAUUUGUCGAAGAGAUCCAGUCUCAAUCGACUGAUAUGAUUCCUUACGAACAGUUCGGUCUGCAAGACAUCUCCAAGCUCAGUCCCGAGGCAAAGGAUGCUUGCGACUUCUCGUCCCUCAUGGUUAUUCAGCCCAUGUCGAGCAUCGCCAGCAACAAGUCUAUUCUUGUGGCUCCUCCGGAUGACAAGCAAGCUACUGAAGAGAGCCUACAAAACUACUUCACUUACCCUCUGGUCAUCCAAGCUCAUCUACAUGAUGAUGGCGCUGUCAAUCUGAUGCUGAUCUACGAUGCCAACGUACUCUCGGAGGAUCAGCUGCAAGCACUAUCCAUUCAAUUUGAUCAUGUCGUGCAGCAAUUGCUUGGCCAAGAUGCCGGGGCUAAGCUCAGGGAUGUCACCAUUGCCGGACCAUGGGAUUUGCAGCAGGCUAUGAGUUACAAUGUCAAGGAGCCCGGUAUCGUCAAUGCCUGCGUACAUGAGCUUAUUGCUCAACAAGCGGCCAGAGAUCCCCACCACGAGGCUAUUUACUCGAGCGAAGGCACCGUCACAUAUGCCACCAUGGACCGUCUCUCCAGCCUCUUGGCUCACCAUUUACAUGCCCUUGGAGUAAGGCCUGAGUCCGUGGUCCCGUUCUGUUUCGACAAAUCGGCAUGGGCCAUCAUCGCUAUGCUCGCUAUUCUCAAGGCUGGCGGCGUUUUCUUACCCCUUGACCCCUCACACCCACGCAACCGUCGUGAAGCUCUGGUUCAGGAAGUUGGUGCAGAGGUCAUGAUCGUCUCCCCCUCGUCGUCUGUUACUUGCGAGGGUUUGACACCUACCAUGGUGGAGCUGACAACACAGUUGCUUGAGCAGCUUUCAUCGGUUUACGAUGCCUUCAAACAGAGUCAUCCCAAGCCGAAGCCUAGCAAUGCAGCCUAUGUUCUCUUCACGUCAGGUUCCACCGGCAAGCCCAAAGGUGUCUUGAUGGAGCACUCAGGCUUUGCCACCAGCACCCUGGGACACGGUCGUGUGUAUAACCUUGGCCCAACUUCUCGCGUCUUCCAAUUUUCCAACUACGUCUUUGACGGAAGCUUGGGUGAGAUCUUCACCACUCUUUCGUUCGGCGGCACUGUUUGUGUGCCCUCCGAGACGGAAAGACUCCAGGAAGCGCCCACGUUUAUGCGCAAGGCCCGUGUUAAUACUGCCAUGUUAACGCCUUCCUUCGUUCGGACCUUCACGCCCGACCAAGUCCCGUCGCUGCAGUUGCUCGUUCUCGGCGGCGAAGCCUCUUCAAAGGAUCUCAUUGAGACUUGGUGCGACCGCCUGCGUCUUGUCAACGGCUAUGGACCUGCUGAGGCCUGCAAUUACGCAACCACGCAUGACUUCAAGCCGACUGAUUCACCUCGCACUAUUGGCCGCGGCUUCAACAGUGCCUGCUGGAUUGUUGAGCCAACUGACUACAAUAAGCUAACCCCUAUUGGCUGUGUCGGUGAGUUGAUCAUUCAAGGCAAUGCUCUUGCUCGCGGCUACAUCAACGACCCCAAGCGCACUGCAGACUCGUUCGUCACUGCGGUCAACUGCCUGCCCAAGGACAGUAUCUCCGGCCCUCACAGGUUCUACUUGACCGGUGAUCUUGUUCGGUAUAACUCCAACGGCGAAAUGGAGUACCUUGGUAGGAAAGAUACCCAGGUCAAGCUUCGCGGCCAACGUCUUGAACUGGGAGAGAUUGAGUAUCAAGUCAAGCAGUCUUUGCCUGAGAUUGAGCACGUCGCUGUCGAUGUGGCUCAUCGCGAGACGGGUGAUGCCCUCAUUGCAUUUGUCUCGUUCAAGGACAAGACCUCUUCCGGUUCUGGUGACAUCCUCCAGCUUGAUGACGAGCUACACACUGCCCUGGUCGCCGUCAUGGAGCAUUUGAGGAAUUGUCUUCCUGGCUACAUGGUGCCUAGCACUAUUCUGCCUUUGCGAAAGAUGCCCUUCAUCACUUCGAUGAAAGUCGACCGGAAGAGGUUGAUUGCUAUUGCAGCUGGUUUAUCGUUGGAUGAACUCACCUCUUUCUCCCUGGUCAAGCGUGACUUUGUUCCGCCCACCACACCCAUGGAGAAGAAGCUGGCCGAGCUUUGGGCCCAAGUCCUCAAGAUCAAUGUUGACGGCAUUGGCAAGAAUGACAGCUUCCUUCAAAUUGGCGGUGAUUCCAUCACUUCGAUCCAUCUGGUCACCCUUGCGCAAAGAUCUGGCAUUAGCCUGACGGUGGCCGGCAUCUUCGAUGACUCUAAGCUAUCUUCAAUGGCACUGUCAGCUGGAGAAGGUGAUAUUGAGCCAGUUUACGAGGUUGUGCCAUUUGACAUGGUUCCUGCGCACAAUCUGAGCUCUCUGAUGGAAGAAGUUCGCACCAAGUGUGGGCUGCCCAGUUCUGCCGUUAUCGAGGAUAUCUACCCUGCAACAAGCUUCCAAGAAGGUCUCAUGGCACUGGCCGUUAAGCAACCGGGUUCCUACAUUGCCAAGCAAGUCUAUCAACUUCCAAGUGGUGUUGACGUUGCUCGCUUCAAGGCCGCCUGGGAGACUACUGUGCGAUUGUGCAGCAAUCUCCGUACUCGGAUCGUUCUUGCUGGCGAUGCCUCUGUUCAGGUUGUUUUAGAGGAUGUUGGCAAUUGGGAGGUCACUCCGAAUAUGACGCUCAAGUCGUAUCUUCAGGCUAAUCAGAAGCUUCACAUGGUCUAUGGCUCUGCGCUGAGCCGCCACGCUCUCAUCGAACAAGCUGAUGGCAAGAACUACUUUGUAUGGUCAAUCCAUCACACUGUGUUUGAUGGCUGGACGACUCGCCUGGUACUCAACACCUUGCUCUCUGCAUACAUGGGUGAACAGAUUGUUCCACUUGAGCCCUAUGCCCGCUUCAUCAACUAUGCCGUCAAUCUUGAUACCGACGCUGCUAAGGCUUAUUGGAGUGAGCAACUGUCGGAUGCCAAGCGGGCAUUAUUCCCUGCCGCCUCUAACGAGGUUUCCCGCAAUAAGACAUCCAACACCCGUGUGCUCGAAAAGGCCUUGGAACUGCCACAAGUGAAGCAGACCUCGAUAACCAUGGCCUCUCUCUUGCGUGCCACAUGGUCGAUUGUCCUUGCCAAAUACUGCGAUACAGACGACGUGACCUUCGGCACAACGGUAUCCGGAAGACAAGCCCCGGUAUCAGGCAUCACUGAAAUGGCCGGGCCAGUUGUUGCUACUGUGCCUGUACGCGUUCGACUCGACAGGAAGGCGUCGGUUCCAGAGUUCCUUAAGGGUAUCCAGAAUCAAGCUUCUCAGAUGGUUCCUUUCGAACAAUUUGGCUUGCAAAAUAUUGCCAAGUUGAACAUUGAGGCCAAGGAAGCCUGCGACUUUACAUCGCUCUUGGUCAUCCAACCAAUGAAGAAGCUGCUUGAUACUGGCGACCGCGACUCUAUCCUGGAGCCUGUGACUGAGACUACCCGCGACGAGGAAGAGUUUAUGCAAAACUACUUCUCUUAUCCGCUCGUCAUCCAAGGCCACGUAUAUGAAGAAUCGGUCAAUCUGGUCCUCAUUUACGAUGCUGAUAUCCUGCCUGAGCAACAGCUGCUUUCUCUGGCUCAUCAAUUCGAGCACGUCGCACAGCAACUUGUUGCUGAAGCUAACAGUACUACGACUCUUGAAUCUGUAUCUGUCUCAGGUGCUUGGGAUUUGGAUUUUGCUCUGCAUCAGAACAGCGAGGUGCCCGAGCUCAUCGACUCGUGUUUCCACACCCUUGUCGAGCAACAAGCCGUUACGCGGCCUGAAGCUCCUGCAAUUGAUGGAUGGGAUGCCAAGUUUACGUAUGCCCAACUCAACGAGGCUGCCAACAGAUUGGCAAAUCACCUUGUUGCAGAGUACGAAAUCAAGAACGACGAGCUUAUCCACGUCUGCUUUGAGAAGUCUGCUUGGUUCUUCGUUGCAAUUCUAGCCAUCAACAAGGCUGGCGGAGCUUGGGUUCCCUUGGACCCCUCCCAUCCAGCUCAACGCCAUCAACAGAUUGUCAGCCAGACGAAGGCCCGCCUUGCUCUCGUCUCGGCAUCUCACGUUUCCACCUGUGUCGAUCUUGUAGACGAGGUUCUGGAAGUAUCAUCUACAACUGAUGAGAUUUUCCGCAAGACCGAGUCUUCUCACCGUGGCCCUGCUCGCAAGGUCUCUUCGUCCAACGCUGCGUAUGUGCUCUUUACCUCGGGCUCAACCGGCACUCCCAAGGGCCUUGUCAUGGAGCACGGAAGCGUCUGCACGUCACAAACAGCCAUCGUGAAGCGCCUCAAUAUGACACCUAGUGUCAGGAUCCUCCAAUUCGCGGCGUUUGUGUUCGAUCUGUCAAUAGGUGAAAUCGUCGCACCCCUUAUUACUGGUGCGUGCAUCUGCGUGCCUUCGGAGCAUGACAGGAUGAACGCGCUGCCUGAAUUUGUUCGGCAAAACAACGUCAACUGGGCCUAUCUGACACCGUCAUUCAUUCGAACGCUCAGUCCAAAGGAUGUGCCAAGUCUUGAAUUGGUUCUGCUUGCCGGAGAACCUGUCAGUAGAGACAUCCUGGAUGCUUGGCUUGGCAAGGUUCGUCUGGUCAAUGGAUGGGGACCGGCUGAGACGUGUGUGUUCUCUACUCUUCAUGAGUGGCAAUCCAUUGACAGUGAAUCUCCCCUCACGAUUGGUCGUCCGGUGGGAGGCUUCACUUGGAUUGUUGAUCCCCAGGACCCCCAGAAGCUCGCACCGAUCGGUGUCGUGGGUGAAGUUGUCAUCCAGGGACCAACGAUCCUAAGGGAGUACCUGGAUGAUCCCAUUCGCACUUCAGCCAGCACUGUUUACAACCUUCCAGCUUGGGCUCCUAAUCGUGGAGCAAAGUGGAACAGGUUCUAUAAGUCUGGUGAUCUCUGCUCUUACAAUGCCGACGGAACGAUUGAGUUCGUCAGUCGUAAGGAUACUCAGAUCAAGAUCCGAGGUCUUCGUGUUGAACUAGGCGAAGUCGAACAUCACGUCAAGUCUGCCUUGAACGUCCGACAGGUUGCUGUCGACGUGAUGAGAUCCAGCAAUGGCUCCAACUUGGUGGCAUACUUUUGCUUCAGCGACCAGACGAGGAUGACUGGUACUCGUGGAAUCUCCGAUAACAGUGGACUGUUUGCUCAGAUGGACGAUGAACUGCAAAGUCGUCUUACUGCCGUGAUCGGCCAGUUGAACGUUUCGUUGCCCCGGUAUAUGAUACCGACUUUCUUCAUUCCUUGCCAGCACAUGCCUACCAUUACCUCCUCGAAGCUGGAUAGGAACUACCUCAAGCAACAAACAGCCGCUCUCAGCCAAGAGGAGCUUACCAUGUAUUCUCUUCUGCAAGGUGGGAAGAAGCGCGCACCAGAAACGGCCAUGGAAACCCAACUCCAGUCCAUUUGGUCGCAGAUUCUUUCCAUUCCGUCUGAGAGCAUCGGCCUUGACGAUAGCUUCCUGGGCCUGGGCGGUGACUCAAUCAGCGCUAUCCGCCUCGUCUCUCUGGCCCGUGAGGAGGGCAUUUCUCUUACGGCGCAAGAUAUUUUCGACGACCCACGGCUGUUUGCUGUUGCUGCACGCGCCCAGAAACUUGAUCCGGCUGCGGAAGAGACGCUUGAGAUUGCCCCCUUCUCUCUCCUCAGUGAGAAGUCACAGGAGUUGGUCCAAGCUGAUGAUGUUCGCUCUCAGUGUAACUGGUCUUCUGCAACCAUUGUCGAUGCUUACCCCUGCACUCCCCUGCAAGAGGGUCUCAUGGCCUUGUCCGUGAAGCAACCGGGAUCGUACAUUGCGAAGUAUGUCUAUCGCAUGCCCAGCACCGUGGAUGUUCCUCGGUUCAAGUCAUCCUGGGAACAGACUGUUGCCCUAUGCGACAAUCUUCGAACCCGCAUUGUCCUUGUCGGCGGCAGAGCUACGCAGAUUGUCGUCGAUGAGCCUAUUGUGUGGGACGUCAGCCAUGACUUGAGUGUCUCUCUCUCAGCCAUGAGGUCGAUCAAGAUGACCUAUGGCUCUGCUCUUUCUCAGGUCACCCUGGUGGAACAGGAUAAUGGAGACGUCUUCUUCACGUGGGCAGUCCAUCACGCUGUUUUCGACGGCUGGACAGUUCCUAUCCUGUUCAGUACGCUUCAUGCUCUCUACCAGGGCGUCAAGCCAGUCCGACCUGCUUCAUACGCUCGAUUUAUCAAGUUCACCAUGGGCGUAGACAACGACAACACUGUGCAGUACUGGAAGGAUCAGCUGCAUAACGCAAAGAAAGCCACGUUCCCUCCUGCUUCAGCCCAGUCGAACGCAGUGCAGGUCCUGGAGAAGUCCAUCACCUACUCUCAGAUGCCUGGUUCGUCUAUUACCAGGGCCACGAUCUUGCGGGCGGCAUGGGCUCUCGUACUGGCCCGCUACUCCGAGAGCAACGACGUCACCUUCGGCACCACGAUCUCUGGUCGUCAAGCUCCUGUUGACGGCGUCACCAACAUGGCUGGUCCAGCUGUGGCCACAGUCCCUGUGCGGAUUCGUCUUGAGAAACAGCAGACUGUAUCUGCCUUCUUACAGGGAGUUCAAAGCCAAGCUAUGGAGAUGAUAUCCUAUGAGCAGUACGGUGUGCAAAACAUCUCAAAAGUCAGCCCGGAUGCCAAGGAGGCCUGUGACUUUACCUCCCUGUUGGUCGUCCAGCCAAUUGAGCAAUUGGCAUACCACGGAGAUGACACUCUUCUGACCGCUGCUGGGCCAGAUGUUACUGGCGAGACGGAAAUGAUGCAGAAUUAUUUCUCGUAUCCUCUCAUUAUUCAAGGUCAUCUCUAUGAGGAUCGCAUCAACCUGAUGCUUAUCUAUGAUUCUCAGGUCAUUUCCAAGAGCAAGAUGGACGCCUUGUCCCACCACUUUGACGCCGCCGUCCAACAGCUUACCGGCAAUGGCGACGUUCUUCUGGGUAGCAUAUCUCUUGCCAGUGUCUGGGACAUGGAGCGGGCUAUUGAAUUCAACAGUGGCUCAUCUGAUGCUGUUGAACGCUGUUUCCACGAAAUGGUUGACGAAGUCGCUUUAGUACGAGGCGACGCUCUGGCUAUUUCUGGCUGGGAUAAGUCUUUUACCUACAAGGAAAUGGCUGAGGCAACCAACCGUCUUGCUAACCAUCUCGUGAAUGACUAUGGAGUCAAGGUGGGAGAUGUCGUUCAUGUAUGCUUCGAAAAGUCAGCUUGGUUCAUCAUCGCCACACUGGCUAUUAACAAGGCUGGUGCAGCCUGGUCAACCCUCGACACCUCUCACCCAAUCGAGCGUUACCAGAAGAUUGUCAGUCAGACUGAAUCCAAAUUGGCGCUGGCUUCGGCUGUCAACUCCCACAGAUGUGCUGGUCUGUUGCCACACGUUAUCGAGGUUACUUCUGAGCUUGAUGCUAGACUUGCCCAGAAUGCUUCUUGGAGCACCCGCGGACCGGCUGUUACGAUUUCCCCCAGUGAUGCGGCCUACAUCCUGUUCACCUCUGGAUCCACUGGCGUUCCGAAGGGUGUGGUCAUCGAGCACGCUUCGCUUUGCACUAGUCAAACCUCUCUGUCACAAUCCCUUGGAUUUCACGAGGGGUUCAAGGUUCUGCAAUUCUCCUCUUACUCGUUCGAUGCCGCCCUUUUUGAGAUUGGUUCUACCUUCUUAACAGGCGCUUGCCUGUACGUGCCCUCGUGGGACGAACAGAUGAAUGAGUUGGUGGGCUAUAUUCGCAAGCACGGGAUUACCAGUACACUCUUGACCCCGACACUGGCUCGAACAAUCCGCCCUGAAGAUGUCCCUUCUCUGGACGUGCUGUUGGUGGGUGGAGAAGCUCCUACCAGGGAUAUCCUCGACAUUUGGUUCGGUAAACUGCGUCUCACCAACGCCUGGGGUCCGACCGAGUGCUGUGUUAUUGGGUGUAUCCAUCAGUGGACUUCGGUUGAGGAGUCUCCCAAGGUCAUUGGUCGACCAAUUGGUGGUUCUUGCUGGAUUGUUGAUCCAGAUGAUGCCACUCGCAUGGCCCCUGUGGGAACGGUUGGAGAGAUUGUAGUACAAGGCCGGAACGUGUUCCGUGAAUAUCUCUCUGAUCCUGUCAAGACAGCUGCUGCUACAAUUACAGGCCUUCCUGAGUGGGUUCCGAAGCGUGAAUCCGCUCACUUGGAUCGCUUCUAUCUCACUGGAGAUCUGGGCUUCAUCAACGAAGCGGGCAACAUCGAGUACUGCACUCGCAAGGACACUCAAGUCAAGAUUCGAGGACAGCGACUCGAGCUUGGAGAGAUUGAACACCAUAUUCAAGCUAACCUUGAAGGUGUUCGACAGGUCGCCGUGGAUGUCAUAAAAUCUGAUGCUGGUUCCACGCUUGUUGCUUUCGUUAGCUUUUCUGAUGCCACGGAACCAACAGACCCUGAUGCAUCAGUCUUCUUGCCCCUUUCUGCUGAUCUUCAAGCAACAAUUACCAGCUUGGUCGGAACGCUGGGCACUUUGAUGCCUCGAUACAUGGUGCCGAGUGCUUUCAUUCCGUGCGCUUAUAUGCCACUUUCAACAUCCACCAAGUUGGAUCGCAAGAGGUUGAAGGAGCUCGCCGCCUCCCUGAGCCAGGAUGAAAUGGCCCUUUACUCGCUCGCCAAUGAAGAAAAGGCUGCUCCUCAGACUGCUAUGGAAAGUCGAAUCCAGGCAAUCUGGUCACAGGUCUUGAAUGUCAACAUCGAAUCCAUUGGACGCGACGAUUCGUUCCUCCAGAUUGGCGGUGACUCUAUCCUCGCAAUUCAACUCGUUUCUAUCGCUCGGGAUGCCAAAGUCAAGAUUACCGUCGGAGAUAUCUUUGAUGAUCCCAGAUUGCUCGCUGUCGCUGCGAAGGCUACUGAUCUUGACGAAAACGGCGACAUCGUUCCCGUUAUCGAGCCUUUCGGCCUUCUGGACGAGCCCCUGAAGGACCUGGUCCUCAGCAAGCGUAUCCAAGAGAACUACAACCUUCCAGCUGAUCGAGAGAUUGAAGAUGCCUAUCCAUGCACAAAGCUUCAGGAGGGUCUCAUGGCUCUCGCUGUCAAACAGCCCGGCUCUUACAUCGCCAAGUUUCUCUACCGCCUUUCCCGCAAUGUCGACAUCUCACAUUUCAAGGCUUCCUGGGAAGAAACUGUUCGCCUCCUGCCUAACCUGCGUACCAGGAUCUUUACUGCUGGCAACAUGUCUGUCCAGGCCAUCUUCAAGGACGAUGUCUUCUGGCAGCCAACAGAAGGAGCAUCUCUGCGGACUUACAUGGGUUCGGCUCAGAAUUUUGAGAUGACUUAUGGUUCGCCGCUGGCUCGAUAUGCCCUCAUUGAGGAAGAUGGAAACACUUACUUCGUCCUGUCGAUGCAUCACGCCGUCUUUGACGGUUGGGGUAUCAGGGUUCUGAUGGAAGCUUUUCACUCUGUUUUCCGCAGCCAAGUUCCUGUGGUUGAACCCUACGUACGAUUUGUGCAGUACACGAUGGACAUCAACAACGAGGUUGCUUCGGACUACUGGCGAUCUCAGUUCUACGGUGCAAGACAAACCAUCUUCCCGCCGAAUGCAUCAUCUGCACUAGAGAGGAAGAAGAACAACACUCGAAUGGUUGAAAAGAAGAUUGAGCUACCUAGCAUGAGCAAGUCGUCAAUCACGAAGGCAACCCUACUCCGAGCCGCUUGGGCUAUUGUCCUGGCCAGGUAUUGCGACUCUGAUGAUGUUACUUUCGGCAUCACCAUCUCCGGCCGGCAGGCGCCUGUACAUGGGCUCAUUAACAUGACCGGACCUGCUAUUGCUACAGUCCCCGUCCGUGUGACCAUGGACCGCAAGACGGCUGCCAAGGACUACCUCCAAGCCAUUCAGAGCCAAGCAAACGACAUGGUUCCCUUUGAGCAAUACGGCUUGCAAAACAUCUCUCGCCUCAGUGCUGAGGCUAAGGAUGCCUGCGACUUUGGCAGUUUGCUUGUCAUCCAGCCAAUUCAGUCACUCGCCUACGUCGACGAAAGCGCCGACACUGUCUUUGUCCCGCUCGAUGUGGAAAAGGAAGUUACCGAUACCGUUCAGAAUUAUUUCAGCUAUCCGUUGGUCAUUCAAGGACACAUGCAUGAAGACUUCAUCAACCUUGUUCUCAUCUAUGAGGCAGACGUGUUGGCAGAGAAGCAGAUGGUUGCUUUGUCUCACCAGUUCGAAAAUGUGGUAAAGCAACUCGCAUCCCAACCCAACCUGGAGCUGGGCUCUGUGUCGAUGGCUGGUGACUGGGAUGUUGAAUUCGCCAAGAGACAAAACAGCGAGGUUCCCGAGAUUGUUGAUGCUUGUGUUCAUCAGCUUAUCGAAAAGCAAGCCGCUGCCCAACCAGAUGCCCCUGCUGUCCUGAGCUGGGACCGCGACUUUACCUACAGGGAGCUUAACGAAGCAUCCAACAGGCUUGCUCACCUCCUUGUCAACAAAUACGACGUCAAGCCCAACGAUAUGGUCCACGUUUGCUUUGACAAGUGCGCUUGGCAUUUCGUCGCAAUAACUGCCAUCAACAAGGUCGGUGCUGCUUGGGUUCCCCUUGAUGCCUCGCAUCCUGAAAUGCGACUCCGUCAAAUCGUUUCCAAGACCAAGGCCACUCUCGCUCUUGUGUCUUCGUCGAAUGCAAGCCUAUGCGCUUCUCUUGUUGAAAGGGUCCUGGAAGUCAAUACAGCCCUUGACAACGAGCUUCUAGCAGCAGAAACUGGUGAACAUGGCCCUCUUGUCGACGUCUCCUCGCACAGCGCCGCAUACGUGUUGUUCACGUCAGGUAGCACAGGCGUUCCAAAGGGUUUCGUCAUGGAACACGGCUCUGUCUGUACGUCGCAGGUUGCUAUUGCCAAGAGACUUGGUUUAGGGCCAAACGUUCGAAUACUGCAAUUUGCUGCAUUCGUCUUUGAUCUAUCUAUCGGCGAGAUCAUCGGUCCGCUUAUCUCAGGUGGGUGUAUCUGCGUUCCUUCAGAGCAUACUCGUAUGAAUGGAAUUAUCAAUUUCAUCAACGAGAUGAAGGUCACCUGGGCCUACAUCACACCGUCCUUUGCUCGUACGAUUAGACCGUCUGAGGUGCCUUCCCUCGAGCUCUUGCUACUGGCUGGAGAAGCAGUUCCUCGGGAUGUCUUCGCAGCUUGGUUUGGCAGCACCGUUCGACUUAUUAACGGAUGGGGGCCGGCUGAGACCUGCGUGUUCUCUACUCUUCACGAAUGGAAGUCUGCUGAUGAGAGUCCUCUGACCGUCGGUCGUCCUGUGGGUGGAUUCUGCUGGAUCGCUGACCCUGAGGACCCGAGUCGGCUUGCAGCAACUGGCACGUUGGGUGAGAUUCUCAUCCAAGGGCCUACAAUUUUGCGGGAGUACCUGUCAGACGUUGAGAGAACUGAGGCUGCGGUCAUCAAGUCUCUCCCUGAGUGGGCUCCAUUCCCCAAUGAACCCGGCUGGGAUCGCAUGUAUAAGUCAGGAGAUCUUGGCUUCUACAACCCUGAUGGAACCAUUGAAUUUUCUAGCCGAAAAGAUACGCAGGUCAAGAUUCGUGGCCUGAGGGUUGAGUUAGGCGAAGUUGAACAUCACAUUCAGGUCGCUUUACCCGACAUUCGACAACUCGCCGUUGACGUCUUCCACGGUGAAAACGGUACGAACCUCGUGGCGUUUUUCUCGUUCAGUGACGAAACUCGUCAAGCCCACGAAGCCAGUCCGUCUGGACCUUUCAAGCUGCUCGACGACAGCUUACAGAAUCACCUUACCGGAGUCGUCGGCGAGCUCAGUGUAUCUCUGCCACGAUACAUGGUUCCUACCCUAUUCAUCCCUUGCACGUAUAUGCCGUCCAUCACGUCUACCAAGCUCGACCGAAAUGAACUCAAACGUCGCGCUUCAGCACUUACUCAGGCUCAACUGGCUGUGUAUUCGCUGCAAGGCGGAAAGAAGAGGGCUCCCGAGACGCCGAUGGAGAGCCUGAUCCAGGGUAUUUGGUCGGAGCUUUUGCACGUUGCGACUGAUUCAAUUGGUCGCGAUGACAGCUUUUUGGGUCUGGGUGGUGAUUCAAUCACUGCAAUCCAUUUCGUCAGCGUUGCUCGCGAGAAGGGCAUUCAACUUGUUGUAAAGGACGUUUUCGAUGACCCUCGUCUAUUGGCCGUGUCCAGCAAGGCUAAGGAGAUGGACGCUGAGGCCCGACAAGAAUCACUUGAGGCAUCACCGUUCAGCCUCCUCAGUGCUGAGACUCGAGAGCUUGCUGUCGGGACAAAUGUCAAACAGCAACUCAAGUUGCUCGAAGGCCAGACAAUCGAGGAUGCCUAUCCUUGUACCAAGCUCCAGGAAGGUCUCAUGGCGUUGUCGGUUACCCAGCCGGGAUCCUACAUUGCGAGAUAUGUAUACCGUCUACCCCAACGGGUUGAUAUUGCUCGCUUCAAGUCCGCGUGGGAAAAGACCGUUGCUCUGCGUGAUAUUCUACGAACGCGGAUCAUCAUGAUCAACGGCGCAUGCAUUCAACUGGUCGUCAAGGGCGGCGUCACCUGGGAUCUCAUUGAUUCCGAGGAUUUGGAAGAAGCUGCCCGUGAAACGCACUCUUACACCAUGACAUACGGCUCGCAACUAUCCAAAACCUCCAUAUACGAGUCCAAGUCGGGUGAUAAGUAUUUCCUCUGGACAGUCCAUCACGCCAUCCAUGACGGCUGGUCUGUGCCUGUCAUCUUCAGCACUCUCUACCAAGCUUAUGAAGGUCUGGAAUUGGGAACUCCCAAGUCUUAUUCCGGCUUCAUCCGAUACACUUUGGAGCUUGAUCAGGAGGCUGCUAGUAAAUACUGGAGAACAGAGUUGCAGAAUGCCAAGCGGGCUAGCUUCCCCAAGACUGGGCUUGUGACGAGGUCUACCGACAAUGAGCAGAAGAUUCGAGUCAUGUCCACUUCUCUCAGCUUCCCUACCUCAUCGAACGAAGCAGUCACAAAGGCAAGCGUCCUGAGGGCUGCCUGGGCCGUUGUUCUUGCAAGGUAUUGCGACAGUGAUGACGUCUGCUUCGGUGCUACCAUCUCUGGGAGACAGGCACCUGUGCCUGGUGUCCUGGAAAUGGCUGGCCCGGCAGUUGCAACUGUCCCUGUUCGUGUGAAGCUUGACAAGGACCAAAGUAUUCCCCGGUUCCUGCAAGACAUCCAGAACCAAGCCCAUGAGAUGGUUCCGUAUGAGCAAUACGGUUUACAAAGCAUUGCCAAGCUGGGAACUGAUGCAAGAGACGCCUGUGAUUUUACAUCUCUCUUGCUGAUUCAACCUGUUCAACGCCUUGCUUCAGGUGUCGCAGAUGAAGAGGGUCUCCUGGUUCCUGCUCAGUCAGAAAUCAAGGACAUGGUUCAGAACUACUACAGCUAUCCUCUGGUUAUCCAGGGUCAUGUAUAUGACGACCGUGCUGACCUCGUUUUGAUCUACGACUCAACCGUUGUUCCAGAGCCCCAGAUGACUGCUCUCUCCCACCACUUUGACAAUGUGGUGCAGCAGCUGUUGGCUGUGGACGGCAAGCUGGGCGACAUCUCCGUCGCUGGCUCGUGGGAUCUUGAGCUUGCACAGAAGUCUAAUGGCGACGGCCCUGAAAUCAUCGAGGAUUGCAUUCACUCCAUCAUUGAGAGACAGGUCAAACACAGGCCUAAUGCGCCUGCUGUGGAUGCCUGGGACGGAAGCCUGACCUACAGCCAGCUGGAUCACGCCGCUAAUAGGUUGGCUCAUCUCCUUGUCGACGACUAUGCUGUUCAGGUUGGCGACAUUGUGCACGUUUGUUUUGAAAAGUCCAUGUGGUACAUUGUGGCUAUUCUCGCCAUCAACAAGGCCGGUGCCGCCUGGGCUCCCCUUGAUUCUGCCCAUCCUUUCCAGAGACUGCAGGCUGUGGCUAAGCAAACCGGUGCCACGCUGGCCCUGGCUUCAACUGCCAAUGCCGGACUUUGUGGGCAGCUCGUGAAUCGUGUGAUUGAAGUUUCGGCUGUUCUUGACGAAACGCUCUCAACCAACGAUGUCAAUAGCGAAGAGGGACCUGACGUCCAUGUCACGCCUCUUGACGCUGCCUACAUACUGUUCACAUCUGGUUCCACUGGUACGCCCAAGGGUAUCGUGAUGCAACAUGGAGCGCUUUGCACAAGUCAAACGGACAUCAGUCGAUGGCUGGGCCUUGACCACACCGUCAGGAUGCUGCAGUUCUCGUCGUUUGUGUUUGACGUGUCAGUCGGCGAGAUCAUGGAGCCGUUGAUGAAUGGCGCCUGUGUCUGUGUUCCUUCGGACCACAUGCGUCUCAAUAGUCUCGAUGCCUUCGUCCGCGAUUUCAACGUGACUUGGGCGUAUUUGACUCCGUCAUUCACACGGACCUUGAAGCCGGAAGAUUUCCCUGGCCUCGAGCUUCUGUUGCUUAUUGGCGAAGCUGUCACUCAAGAUGUCCUCGAUACGUGGUUUGGUCUUCCAAACACCCGCUUUGUCAACGCCUGGGGCCCUGCAGAAACGUGCGUUUUCAGUACGCUGUACGACUGGCAGUCCAAUACCGAGUCUCCCCUUACGAUUGGUAGAGCUGUUGGUGCGUACGUGUGGGUUGUGGACGCUGAAAAUCCCCGGCGGCUUGCACCUACGGGCUGCCUGGGCGAAAUCGUUGUCCAGGGCCCUCCGCUCCUCAGGGAAUAUCUCGCUGACCUUACGAAAACGGCGGCUGCUACUGUUACUGAGCUUCCCGAGUGGGCUCCUCGACGAGAGUUGACCAAAUGGAACCGCUUCUACCGGACUGGUGACCUGGGCUUCUACAGUCAUGAUGGUUUGCUUCACUAUGCCAGCCGCAAGGACACACAAGUCAAGAUUCGUGGACUGCGUGUUGAGCUGGGCGAAGUCGAACACCACAUCCGAAGCUCCUUGGAUGGUGUUCGCCAGGUUGCUGUCGACGUUUUCAAGACCGAAAUGGGAGCUAACUUGGUUACCUACUUCUGCCUCACUGACGAUACCAAGACCCCUGGCCCUGAUACUGAUCCUGAGGGCAAAGAUGUGUUUAUGUCAAUCGACAGUGCCCUACGGGCGAAGCUGGGCAACAUGCUGACCCAGUUGGACUCGUCACUGCCAGGAUACAUGAUCCCAACGCUCUUUAUCCCUUGCGACUAUAUGCCGUUGAUCUCGUCUGCCAAGUUGGACCGCGUCAAGCUUCGUCGUCUCACAGCCGAGCUCAGCCAAGAUCAGUUGGAAUCCUAUUCUCUGCUCGAUGCUGAUAAAAGGGCACCUGAGACCGAGAUGGAGAUCCGUCUCCAGAAGCUCUGGGCCCAGAUCCUGAACUUGCCGGAAUCCUCGAUUGGCCGAGACGACAACUUCUUGCGCAUUGGCGGUGACUCUAUUGCUGCUAUUCGUCUCGUUUCAAUGGCCCGCGACGUCGGAAUUAGCCUGACAGUCGACGACGUGUUUAUUGAUGCUCGUCUAAUUUCAGUUGCUUCCAAGGCUGUUGAUGGCGAUGUCUAUAGUGCCAUCAUGGCGCCGAUUGACGCAUUCAGCCUUUUGCCGCCUGGCACUGGGGAAUUUGUUCUCCCCUCAUCUCUGCCUGACGGGCAAUUCAUUGAAGAUGCUUACCCUUGCAGCAAGCUUCAAGAAGGUCUCAUGGCUCUCGCCGUGAAGCAGCCAGGUUCCUACAUCGCCAAGUAUAUCUACAAGCUUCCCGAACAGGUGGAUGUUGUCAAGUUCAAGGCCGCCUGGGAGCGCACAGUCGAGCUGUCCAGCGCCUUGCGCACUCGCAUCAUUCAGCUCGAUGGUCUUUCUAUCCAGAUUGUCAUUAAUGGCGAUAUCGCUUGGGAAGAGACCAACAGUAGCUUGCAGCAAUGCCUUGCUCGGGCUCAGUCUCUUGAGAUGGGCUAUGGUGAUCGUCUUUGUCAGUAUGCACUUAUUCGAGAUGGCAACAGCACAUACUUCAUGUGGAAUGUGCACCAUGCUGUCGUUGAUGGUCUAUCAACUCAAAACAUUCUGGCCACCUUGUUCAAGGUUUACAGCGGCAUCGACGUGUCGCCAAUCCCUCCAUUUGCGCGCUUCAUCAAGUACAUCCUCGGUCUCGAUGAAGAACUCACAGCCAACUACUGGAAGACGCAGCUGUUCAAAGCCCAGAAGGCCGCUUUCCCGCCGUCGAGGGACGUGUCCAAUAGCAAGCCAGAGGCUACCCGAGUGUUAGAGACGUCCUUCGACCUUCCUUCCAGCAUGAAGAACUCAACCAUCACCAUGGCCACAGUUGUUCGAUCUGCCUGGGCCAUCGUCCUCGCGAGAUACUGUGACACUGACGAUGUGACAUUUGGUUCUACUAUCUCGGGUCGACAGGCACCUAUCCCUGACAUUAUGGAAAUGGUUGGCCCGAUCAUCGCCACUGUGCCAGUCCGCGUCCGCAUUGAUCGCCGUCAGCUCGUCUCUGAAUUCCUUGAAGCUGUACAGGAGCAAGCUGUGGAGAUGACUGCCUUUGAACAGUACGGCAUUCAGAAUAUCGCUAAACUGGGUGAGGAUGCACGGGAUGCUUGCGACUUUGGCAGUCUUCUCGUCGUCCAGCCUAUGCAGCAUCUUACUGGCACCAGCAACGAUAGUGCCAUCUUGGUUGAUGCUGAAAUUGGGGACAAUGGUUCUGCUGAUUCCAUCCAGAACUAUUUCUCUUACCCCCUUGUCAUCCAAGCUCAUUUGUACGAUGACCGUGUCAACCUUGUGCUGAUCUACGACUCGAACAUCAUCCCGGAGGCUCAACUGGUGGCUUUAUCCCAUCAGCUUGGUCAUGUUAUGACGCAGUUGACCACCACUGAACCUGUCGCCUUGAAGACGGUUUCAGUCUCUUCGCCUCAUGACGUCCAAACGGCAGUGUCGUUCAACUCCAGGAUGCCUGAGGUCAUUGACGCAUGCAUGCACGAACUUUUCGAGAAGCAGGCCAGUUUGAUUCCACAGGCGCCGGCUAUUGCUGCUUGGGAUGGCAACUUUACAUACGACCAGCUCAACAGAGCGGCUAACAAGUUGGCUCACCAUCUCAUCAACGUUUAUGGCGUCAACCCCAGCGACUUCGUACACGUUUGCUUCGAUAAAUCAGCUUGGUACAUAGUCUCGAUCAUUGCCAUCAACAAAGCCGGCGCCACUUGGGUCCCAUUGGAUCCCCACCACCCAGAGCAACGAUUGCAGUCUAUCAUCAGCCAAACAAAGGCCACUCUCGCUUUGGUUUCGCCGGGCAACGUGGCCCUGCUCUCGUCUUUGAUUGACAAUGUGGUUGCGGUUGAUUCGAGCCUCGAUAGCAUGCUUCCCGAACAAGACGAGGCACAAAGCCCUAGCGUUUCCGUCUCUCCUAGUUCUGCUGCAUACGUGCUGUUUACCUCAGGCUCAACUGGUGCUCCCAAGGGAGUCAUUAUCGAGCACAGGUCGCUAUGCACAAGUCAAACGGACCUUGCCAAGAGGCUGCAAUACCAUGAAAACGUGCGCAUUUUGCAAUUUUCGGCCUUCGUUUUCGAUUUCUCGGUUGGUGAAAUCAUCAUGUCGUUGCUACACGGAGCCUGUGUAUGUGUUCCUUGUGAUCACGUCCGACUGAACAGCAUACCCGACUUCAUCCGCGAUAUGAAAAUCAACUGGCUCUUUCUCACGCCCUCAUUCUUGCGUACCAUAGAUCCAAACGAGGUCCCUAAUGUGGAAUUGGUUCUUGUGGGAGGAGAGGCUCUGCCGCGUGAGGUAUUCGAGACGUGGUAUGGACGCGUCCGUCUGCUGAGCGCUUGGGGUCCUACAGAAGCGUGUGUUAUAAGCGCGGUUCAUGAGUUUGGAUCUGCCGACGACUCACCCUUAACCAUCGGUCGCCCUGUGGGUGGCUUCUGCUGGAUUGUUGAUGCAGAAAACCCACAGCAUCUUGCGCCAACGGGGACCAUCGGUGAGAUCGUCAUCCAAGGACCGACAUUGCUUCGCGAGUAUUUGGACAACCUCGAAAAGACACAAGAGGCGAUGGUCUAUGAGCUACCUGAAUGGGCACCCCGUCCUGAUGAAAGCAACUGGAACAAGUUCUACAAGACGGGCGAUUUGUGCUUCUAUAACGCCGACGGCACAAUCGAGUUUGCUUCUCGUAAGGAUACACAGGUCAAAGUCCGCGGUCUCCGUGUCGAGCUUAGCGAAAUCGAGUACCAUAUUCAGGCCUCGCUGGAAGGAAUCCAUCAAGUUGCUGUGGACGUCGUCAAGACCGACAACGGCUGUAACUUGGUCGCAUAUCUGUGCUUCAACAAUGAGCUUCGGCCACUUCACGAAGCUGAUACCAUUGGGCUAUUCACCCCUGUCGACGUCGAGCUUCAGGACAAGCUUGUUGGUGCAACUGGCGAAUUGAAUGUGAGGCUACCGAGAUAUAUGAUUCCGACGUUCUAUAUCCCCUGCAGCUACAUGCCCUGCGGUAUAACUGGUAAGCUUGACCGAAAGGAGCUCAAGAAGCAGACUGCUGCUCUGAGCCAACCUCAACUGAGCAGCUUCUCGCUGCACGACGUCGACAAGCGUGCCCCCGAGACUCCGAUGGAAAUUGAGCUACAGAGGAUCUGGUCAACUUUGCUGUCUCUCCCGUCCGACUCGAUUGGCCGCGAUGACAGCUUCCUCGGCUUAGGAGGUGACUCGAUUAUGGCCAUCCAUCUUGUCAGCGCAUGCCGCGAAGCUGGUAUCUCGCUUACAGUCAAGGAUGUGUUUGAUGACCCUCGUCUCUCCGCGGUUGCCUCUAAGGCUACCAAUCUUGACUCUCAGGAGCAAGAUGCCCCUGUCGUUCCGUUCAGUUUGCUGUCCGAUCGCCUUCGCGAGAUGGCGCUCAGCGAAGAUGUCCGAUCACAGGUUUCACUGUCUCCCAGGCACUGGGUGGAAGAUGCUUACCCUUGCUCGAAGCUGCAAGAAGGCCUGAUGGCUUUGUCUGUCAAGCAGCGAGGCUCAUAUGUUGCACAGUACGUCUAUAAGCUGUCGGCCAGCAUUGACCUCGGUCGAUUCAAGGCUGCUUGGGAGAAGACCCUCCAGCUCUGUGAGAACCUGCGCACUCGUAUCGUCAUGCUUGAAGGCACCUGCGUUCAACUACUAAUCGAUGGUCCGGCGGAGUGGGAAGACAAGUCCUCAACGGACUUGAAGAGCACUCUUGAUGCUACUGGCGCUGCGAUGACUUACGGUUCCCAUCUUAACCGCUAUGCACUGGUUCAGGAUCCCGAGUUUGGCAACCACUUUAUCUGGUCGUCACACCACGCCGUCCACGAUGGUUGGACCCUUCGGAUUGUGUUGAACACUUUGUACGGCGUGUAUCUGACCCAGGAGGCUCCUCGUCUUCUCCCAUAUUCCGCUUUUAUCCGCUACACGGUCAACAUCGAUACGGAAGAAGCCAACGUCUUCUGGAGCGAGCAGUUGAGGAACGCGAAGCGUGCGACGUACCCCCCGAUGCCCCGUAUUGAAUCCCAUACUGGUAUUACUCGCAUGAUGAACAUGACCAUUUCCUUCCCUCCAUCUGUCAAGACAACCACCACGAAGGCUACCAUUCUCCGCGCUGCCUGGGCCAUUCUCCUGGCCCGUUACUGUGAUACCGACGACAUCACGUUCGGAACCACAAUCUCUGGCCGUCAAGCUCCUGUGCCGGGCCUCACGGAAAUGCCAGGUCCGGUCGUUGCAACGGUCCCCAUUCGUGUUCGCAUUGAUGCCAGCCAGCCAGUGUCUCGCUUCCUGAGCAACAUACAGUCACAAGCUACUGACAUGAUUGCUUUUGAGCAAUUCGGUCUGCAGAAUAUUAUCAAGCUGGGUGCUGACGCCAAGGAUGCUUGUGACUUUUCUUCUCUUCUCGUCAUUCAGCCUCGAACUCAUCUGGAUGAAAUUGAAGGCAAGGAAGCUUCAGAUCCUUUGAUGACGACUUCGUUGGCAGCAAGAGGCGCUGAACAGCUGAUGCAAAACUACUUCACUUACCCUCUUGUGAUCCAAGGCCACGUUUUCGACGAUUCCAUUGAGCUUAUUUUGACCUAUGAUUCAACCAUUCUAUCGGAGGUUGAAAUGGAAGCUCUUUGCCAUCAAUUCGACGUCGUCUCUAACCAGCUGGUCAAGGAGUCCAACGACCCUCUUGGUUCCGUCACCGUCUCCGGUGAAUGGGAUCUCGAGCAAGCUAAGAAGUGGAAUGUUGAGAAUCCUGACAUCCUCGACACAUGCAUCCACAGCCUCAUCGAGGAACAAGCUCGCAUUAGACCAGACGCACCAGCUAUCUGUGCUUGGGACGGUGAGAUGAGCUACAGCCAACUGAACGUCGCUGCCAAUAAGCUGGCCCAUCACAUUCUCAACGCAGGCGUCAAGUCUGAGGACUUGGUGCACGUUUGCUUCGAGAAGUCUCUGUGGUUCUUCGUUUCCAUCGUUGCAAUCAACAAGGUGGGCGCAACCUGGGUUCCGCUUGAUUCAUCUCACCCUGAGCAGCGCCUGCGUCAAGUCGUGAGCCAGACCCGUGCCGAGUUUGCGCUGUCUUCCCCUACCAAUGCUGCUCUUUGUGGAAGUCUUGUCAAGAACGUCAUCGAAGUGUCGCAAAGCCUUCUCGACAACAUUCCCUACGAUGGUGUCAACGGUCCUGCCCUCAACGUACCGUCAAGCAACGCUGCGUACGUCCUUUUCACUUCAGGCAGCACGGGAACGCCAAAGGGUCUCGUUAUGCAGCACCAAGCCGUCUGUACGAGUCAGACCGCGAUCGCGAAGAGGCUUCGUCUGACGCCUAAUGUCAGAAUCCUCCAAUUUGCCGCAUACGUCUUUGAUCUGUCAAUCGGAGAGAUUGUUGCUCCCUUGAUCCACGGAGCUUGUGUAUGCGUGCCAUCAGAAGAGAUGAGAAUGAACGGUCUCAGAGAGUUCAUCCAGGACACAUCCAUCAACUGGGCAUUUUUGACGCCUUCCUUUGUUCGAACGCUGCGGCCUGAAGACGUACCUGGCCUCGAUCUCUUGCUCCUUGCAGGCGAGGCCGUUGGAAGAGACAUCCUUGACACAUGGUUCGGUAAGGUACGCUUGGUCAAUGGCUGGGGUCCUGCUGAAACGUGUGUCUUUUCCACCUUACAUGAGUGGGCUUCCAUUGACGAGUCUCCGUUGACUGUCGGAACACCUGUCGGAGGGCACUGCUGGAUCGUGGAUGCCGAAGAUUCCAGUAGACUGGCGCCAAUCGGCUGCUUGGGUGAAGUCGUUCUUCAGGGCCCGACACUGCUUCGCGAAUACCUUGCUGAUCCCCAGAGGAGCAAAGAGGCCAUCAUCACCUCGUUGCCGUCAUGGGCGCCGAAGCAAGACAGCCGGCCUUGGAGCCGCUUUUACAAGUCCGGUGACUUGUGCCACUACAACCCUGACGGCACGAUCGAAUUUUACAGCCGCAAAGAUACCCAGGUCAAGAUUCGUGGCCUUCGUGUUGAAUUGGGCGAGGUCGAACACCACAUUCGGGAAUCGCUCGAAGGUGUCCGACAGGUUGCUGUGGAUGUGUUGAAGUCGGAAACAGGUACUAACCUGGUCUCAUACCUCUGCUUCAAUGACGAUUCUCAGCCCGUCUCGUCAGAGCUCCAAGCAAGCAACAUCUACCUGCCCCUUGAUUCUGAUAUCCAGACUCGCAUUACUGCCAUGGUCGGAGAGCUUAGUGUGACCCUGCCACGGUAUAUGAUUCCCACGCUGUUUAUUCCCUGCAAAUUCAUGCCCGUCAUCACGUCUACCAAGUUAGACAGGAAGACACUGAAGGCAAUGACAGCUUCUCUGGAUAGGGAUCAACUAGCGCACUACUCUCUGAUUGAUAGCAAGAAGCGGGCCCCCGAGACUGAGAUGGAAACUCGCCUCCAGGCUAUCUGGGCCGACAUCCUUGGUCUUCCCAUCGACUCUAUUGGUCGUGACGAUGGCUUCCUCCAGAUUGGAGGCGAUUCUAUCACUGCGAUAUACCUGGUCUCAAAGGCCCGUGAAGCCGGCAUCUCCCUUGUUGUGAAGGACGUCUUUGAAGACUCGCGUCUACUUGCCGUUGCUUCCAAGGCCGUCUUCGCAGAAUACGCUCCGGAGGACCAGGAGCCCGCUGUACCCUUCAGCCUCUUGAACGAGCAGACUCGUGCGCUGGUCCUUGGCGGCGAGGUCCGCAAGCUCUGCGGCCUCACUGAAGACCAGAUCAUUGAAGAUGCUUAUCCUUGCACUUCACUGCAGGAAGGUCUGAUGGCCUUGACCGUGAAGCAGCCGGGCUCGUACGUUGCCAAGUAUGUGUACAAGCUUGCGCCCUUCGUCGACCUGGAUCGACUCAAAGCUGCCUGGAGCCGCACUGUUGAGCUUUGCGGUAACAUGCGGACGCGAAUCGUUCUGCUGAAUGGUUCACCGAUCCAGCUGCUCCUUAAGGAGGACAGCCAGUGGCAAUCCCUGGAGACAGAGACACUUGCCUCAGUCACAAACUCUUCUCGCGACCUGCUGAUGGGCUAUGGGUCGCCUCUUUGCUGGUACGGAAUCCUCGAAGAGAACAAUGCCCAUUAUCUGGUGUGGUCAGCUCACCAUUCCAUCUAUGAUGGCUGGGUGAUGCGCAUCCUGCUGACUACCCUAUACACCGCGUAUCACGGCGCGGAAAUUACACCUUUGCAGCCGUAUUCUGGCUUCAUUAGGUACAAUCUGGAGCUGGACAAUGCUGCUUCAGCCAACUUCUGGCGGGAGGAGUUAUCUGGCUCCAAGAGGGCUGCUUUCCCAGCCCGACAACCCCCGGCCAGUUCAUCAUCGUCAACGCAGAUGUUCAAGUCCACCAUUAGCGUUGGACAACCCAAGCAGAGCAAUAUCACAAAGGCCUCCAUCCUGAGGGCUGCUUGGGCGAUUGUGCUUGCGAGAUACUGUGAUACCGACGAUGUGAGCUUUGGAACAACUGUGUCGGGUCGUAACGCCCCUGUGGCUGGCCUCGAGACCAUGCCCGGUCCGAUGAUUGCGACUGUUCCCGUUCGCGUUCACCUGGAUCGCGCUUCCACCAAGUCGCAGUUCCUUGUAAAGGUCCAAAACCAGGCCCACGAGAUGGUUCCUUUCGAACAGUUUGGUCUUCAAAACAUCUCGAAGUUGAGCCAAGAUGCUAGGGAUACUUGCGAUUUCUCGAGCUUGCUCGUUAUCCAGCCCCCUGCGACCACCAUUUCAGAGGACGACUCCAAGACCAAUAUCUUGGUCUAUGGUGAUGCGGAACAGAGCCACACUGAUGAUGCCAUGCAGAACUACUUCAACUAUCCUCUCGUCAUCAUCAUGAACACCUUUGAGGAUCACAUCCUGCAGCGGUUCUUUUACAACCCAGCCGUUCUGGACGAGGCUCGAGUAUCCGCGCUAUCGCAGCACCUUGGCCAUGUUGUUGAGCAGCUCUCGGCAUCAGCUGAUGACGCUCUCGACAACAUUGACCUCGUCAGCGACUGGGACGCCCAACACGCUGUUGAAUCAAGUCGACUGAAGCCUUCAACCGAGUCCUGCACGCACUGGCUUAUCCAAGAGCGCAUUGAGAAGCAGCCCAACGAUCCCGCCAUUGCUUCUUGGGAUGGCGAUCUCACGUAUGAGGAACUGGGCGCACUUGCAUCUCGUCUGGCGUGGAAGCUCCAAAGCCUCGGUGUUGGACCUGAAUCCCUCGUUCCACUGUGCUUCCCCAAGUCUACUUGGGCAGUCGUCGCAAUGGUCGCAAUUGAGAUGGCUGGUGGUGCUUUUGUUCCCCUUGAUCCUAAAGCGCCUGUUGCCCGUCUUCGUGGUAUCAUUGAAGAUACCAAGUCGACUUUCGCAGUCGCCAGCCCGUCAUGCCAGGCUACUCUUUCUGAGAUCGGCAUCGAGGUGUUGGCCGUCGACGAGGCUCUACUGCUUGAGCUGUCCGACCCCGUGGAAGACAUUCAGUCAAAGGCUCGGCCAAAGAACGCAAGUGUAGUGCUAUUCACUUCCGGAUCGACUGGAAAGCCCAAGGGAAUGGUCAUCCAGCAUAACAGCUUAUGCUCAUCUGGAAAUGCGUACGGCGAGGACCUAAACAUCGGACCUGGAACGCGCGUCUUCCAAUUCUCUGCCUACACAUUCGACGUUGGUGUACUUGACUGUCUCGUUUCUCUCAUGCGUGGUGCCACGAUUUGCAUUCCUUCAGACCAUGCUCGUAUGAACGAUCUGGCUGGGGCAAUGACUACACACAAGGCCAACUGGGUGUUCCUUACACCAACGGUUGCGGAUCUUCUCUCGCCGGCAGACGUUCCUUAUCUCAAGGUUCUCUGCUUAGGUGGUGAAGCCAUCAGCAAGAAAUGUGCGGACCGCUGGGUUAAUUAUACUGAGCUCCAUGGCCUUUAUGGUCCUGCCGAGGCUUCUAUCUGUGCUUGGAACCCUCUUGUGGGCAGGUCUGGGCGGUCGACUAACCUUGGAAGGCCGAUAUCCUCAGCCUUCUGGGUGGUCGAGCCCAAUAACCACAAGCGACUUGUCCCUGUUGGUUGCAUUGGUGAGCUCUUGAUUGAAGGACCAAUGCUUGCUCGAGGGUACCUUAACGUCAGCGCUGACGUUGCUUCCAACUGGAUGGAGAACGUCGACUGGCUCCCUGGAAGCGACAAGAAGAGAGUCUACAGGACGGGCGAUUUGGUCCGUCGCAACGCUGAUGGAACGUUUGAAUUCAUGGGCCGCAAGGACACUCAAGUCAAGCUCCAUGGUCAACGUGUUGAGCUUGGCGAAAUCGAAGCGCGCAUCCAUGAAUUCCUCCCAAGCAACAUGGCUGCUAUCGUCGCUGUUGUCAAGGAUGAAAACGACCAUGACAGCUUGCUUGCUUUCCUGUGGUACACUGAAGGGGAUGUUGCCUCUCGAUCUGCCGCCCAUCUUAUGGAGGUUGUCACGGAUGAGGCACGUGUGAUGAUUUCACACGUUGACUCUUCACUCGAAAUGGUGCUGCCUUCAUACAUGAUUCCCUCGUGUUAUCUGGUAUUUGAGGGCAAGCCUGAACAGACCGUCAACGGCAAAGUCAACCGCAAAGCCCUGCUUUCUCACGCCCAGAACCUGUCGACGCAGGAUCGUCUGCGAUUCGCACCUGUUGUUGGCAAGAGUGAGCCACCGAGCACCCCUAUGGAGUUCAAGCUUAGGGACCUUUGGGCACAGGUGUUACAGAUUGAUGCCGAGUCGAUUGGAAAGAAUGACAGCUUCCUGCGCAUUGGAGGUGACUCUAUCAGCGCGAUCCAACUCGUCUCUUUGGCCCAGCAGAAUAACAUUGGCCUUACGGUGGCUACCAUCUUCAACGAUCCUCGCUUAGCUCACAUGGCUGAGGCUGCAAAUGUUGACGAGAUUAUGCCCGAGUAUGAGACGAAGCCAUUCAGUAUCAUCCCGGCUUCCGCCAUGGAUGAGGUUCUCGCUGAAGUGCGCUCUCAAUGUGACGAUCUAUCCGAGACCGCCGUCAUUGAGGAUGCUUAUCCUUGCACUCGACUACAAGAAGGGUUGAUGAUUCUGGCGGUUAAGCAACCUGGGUCAUACGUGGCCAAGCAUGUAUACCGUCUUUCUGACAACAUCGACGUCGAGCGAUUCAAGAAUGCCUGGGAUCAGACCGUCGAAGCCUGUGCAGCUUUGAGGACGCGUUUUGUCCUUGUUGAUGGCUCAGCCUAUCAAGCCGUCAUCAAAGACUCGGUGAAGUGGCAGACAGCAUCCGACAUUCGUUCAUUCGCCAUGUCUCCGGAGAAUUCUCACAUGGACUAUGGCACCCCCCUCUGUCGAUACGCGCUUAUUGAGGAGAACGGGGAGAAGUACUUUGCUUGGAACAUCCAUCACACGAUCUUUGACGGUUGGACUCUACCGCUUAUCAUGGGCACCCUCCAUGCUUUCUACAGUGGCACUGAUGCCCCCUCACUUCUCCCAUAUGCUGGCUUCGUCAAGUAUGUGAUGGAAAUGGACUUUGCGGCUGCCAGUGAGUAUUGGACUCAACAGCUUCAAGGCGCCAAGAAGGCAACUUUCCCCCCUGGCGCUGAGGCUGUCAAGACGAAGAAAUCGGAGAUGUCGACUCGGGUCAUGCACAACACGGUUCAAUUCCCACGGUCGACUAACACGUCGAUUACGAAAGCCUCUGUCCUUCGAGCUGCCUGGGCCAUUGUGCUUGCACGGUAUAAUGAUUCUGACGAUGUUUGCUUCGGAACUACAGUUUCUGGCCGUCAUGCCCCUGUGCCUGGAAUCGAGAGAAUGCCCGGCCUUGUGGUCGCAACUGUCCCGGUUCGCGUCAAGCUGGAUCAGAAGCAGCCUCUGGAGAGCUUCCUGGAAGGUAUCCAGUCGCAAGCCUCUGAGAUGGUCGCUUUUGAGCAAUUCGGCAUUCAGAAUAUAUCCAAGUUGAACGCUCAGGCUAAGGAAGCUUGCGAUUUCACCAGCUUGUUGGUCGUACAACCGACCCAGCACAUCACUUCCACAGGAAGCGCCAAUGAAGAAGCCCUUCUUACUGCUGCUUCAACGGACGUUGGUGCUGAUGAAAUGUUGGACAACUACUUCAACUAUCCAUUGGUUUUACAGUGCCACUUGCUUGAUGACCACGUCGAGCUUGUCCUCGUCUAUGACAGCGAUGUCAUUGCUGAGCAUCAACUCAUUGGCUUGUCCCACCAGUUCGAGCAUGUGGUUUCCCAGCUUCUCAGCCAAGACGGCUCUCUAUCUGCUGUUUCAGUAGCAAGUGAAUGGGACCUUGAAUUUGCAAGGGCAUCUAACCACGAUGAGCCUGCUGUUGUUGAUGACUGCAUUCACAACAUGAUUGAGCAACGAGCCCUGAUGAGCCCCGACGCCGAAGCUGUCAGUGCUUGGGAUGCCCGCUUUACGUAUGCCGAGUUGGACCGGUCUGCCAAUAUACUGGCAAACUAUCUGAUCCAGUCAAUGGGCGUUCAAGUCGGCGACUUGGUUCACGUUGUCUUCGAGAAAUCGGCUUGGUAUGUUGUCUCGAUCUUGGCCAUCAACAAAGCUGGCGCGGCGUGGAUUCCGCUUGACCCGUCACACCCUGCCGAACGCCAUCAGCAAGUUGUUGGGCAAACUCAGUCCAGACUGGCCCUCACAUCGUCCGCAAAUGCUGCCAAGUGUGCCGACCUUGUAUCCAACGUUCUGGAGGUGACGAGAGAGCUUCUCGAUAACCUGGAAACGCAAGGCAACGACACAAGGCCGGUUACCAGCGUCACUCCUCAAGAUGUGGCCUACAUCCUGUUUACGUCCGGAUCCACCGGUGUUCCUAAGGGCGUUGUCAUGGAGCACGGAGCUCUCUGUAGUAGUCAGACAUCCAUCAGCAAGCGACUUGGCUAUGCUCCUGGUGUGCGGAUGCUUCAAUUUGCCUCGUUCGUCUUUGACGCAUGUAUUGGCGAGAUAAUUGCACCGCUGAUUUCAGGCGCCUGUGUCUGCAUUCCGUCAUGGGAGACGCAGAUGAACUCGCUGACGAGCUACAUUCGCGAGAAGAACGUUACUUGGGCAAUGCUCACACCGUCGUUUGCCCGUACCAUGGAUCCCAGCGAGGUACCUUGCUUGGAGCUCCUGAUUCUUAUCGGCGAGGCUGUCAGCCGCGACGUGUUCGAGCUGUGGUUCGGCAAGCUGCGUCUACUUAAUGGUUGGGGUCCUACGGAAACGUGUGUCUUUGGUGCUCUGCAUGAAUGGCAGUCCAUCGAAGAAUCUCAGAUGACCAUCGGUCAGCCAGUCGGCGGGUACUGCUGGAUUGUCGACCCUGAAGAUCCGCAGAAGUUAGCCCCUACAGGCACCUUUGGUGAGGUUGUUAUCCAAGGACCCAACCUGCUUCGCGAAUAUCUCGCCGAUGAGGCCAAGACGGCUUCAUCAACUGUUACUGUCCUUCCUGAAUGGGCUCCUAACAGGCAUUCGCGCCAUUGGAACCGCUUCUAUAAGACGGGCGAUCUGGCGAUGUACAACCCGGAUGGAACCAUUCAGUACUACAGCCGCAAGGACACACAGGUUAAGAUCCGAGGUUUGAGGGUGGAAUUGGGAGAAGUUGAACACCACGUACGUCAGAAUCUUGAUGCCGUCCAACAGGUUGCUGUGGAUGUGUUCAAGACUGAUGCCGGUGUUAAUCUCGUCUCGUUCGUGUGCUUUAACAACGAUACCCUCCCAGCCAGCAUGACUGGCGACAUCACCAGCACGGAUAUCAUCCUGCCCUUGACGGAGGACCUCAAGGAGAGUAUCAACAGCCUCCUGGGUCGCCUUAAUGUCCUCUUGCCUGGGUACAUGAUUCCCACGCUGUUCAUCCCCUUUGAGGCCAUGCCGCUUGUCACUUCUGGCAAGCUUGAUAGGAAGCUUUUGCUGAAGCUUACUGCUUCGCUUGAGAAAGAGCAGCUUGAAGCAUAUGCGCUUACUGGCGGUGAUAAGAGGGAGCCCGAGACUGAGAUGGAGUACCGCCUGAGAGAACUGUGGGCUACUCUACUGAAUAUGCCUGCUUCCUCGAUCGGUCGCGAUGACAGUUUCCUGCGAAUUGGCGGUGAUUCUAUCGCUGCUAUCCGUCUCGUUGCCAAAGCUCGUGAGAGCGGCAUAUCUCUCAGUGUUAACGACAUCUUCAGCGACCCUCGCCUCCUUGCUAUCGCGGCCAAAGCUACCAGCUUGGCGGGCGAAGACAUUGAGGAGGCUGUUCCAAUUGAGCCAUUCACUCUUAUUGAUGAGGCUCACCAUUCCAUGGUCCUCAGCAACUCCUCUGGUCUGCAUUUGUCAGCCGAUAUGGAAAUCGAAGAUGCCUUCCCUUGUUCGAAGCUCCAGGAAGGUCUGAUGGCCUUGGCUGUGAAGCAACCUGGCUCGUACAUUGCCAAGUACCAUUACCGCUUGCCAUCCCACGUUGACGUAGCCCGGUUCAAACGGGCCUGGGAAAAGACCGUUGAGAUGUGUGCCAACAUGCGUACUCGCAUCAUCAGCGUUGGCGGUAUGACAAUCCAGACGGUCAUUAAAAACGACGUCGCCUGGGAGGACACUACCGGUAUGACUCUUAUGUCAUAUGUACAUGCCACCCAGCAGACAGAGAUGGGUUACGGCUCUCGUCUCUGCCGUUACGCCUUGAUCGAAGAGGACGGCCAGGAUGUCCAGUUCGUGUGGAGCAUUCACCACGCCGUUUUCGACGGUUGGACGACGCCCAUCAUCUUGAGCGCUUUACACAGCGCCUAUAGAGGCCUGGAGAUGCCCAAGAUUGAAAACUACGCCAGGUUCAUCAAGUACACGAUGGACAUUGACUACCAGGAUGCCAGCGAAUAUUGGAUGAGGGAGCUUCACGAUGUGAAGAAGGCCACUUUCCCCUCAUCUGUCUCCAUUGAUGCCUCUGACAAGGGCGAUGUAACGAAAUUCAUGGAGACCAGGAUCGACCUGCCCCAGAACGGCGUCGGUGUCACUAAAGCCACUAUCCUUCGUGCCGCUUGGGCUGUGGUUCUGGCCCGCUACUGCGAUACCGAUGAUGUCUGCUUCGGAACGACAAUUUCAGGAAGACAAGCCCCUGUUGCCGGGCUGAUGGAGAUGCCUGGUCCAGUCAUCGCGACUGUGCCAAUCCGGGUUCGUCUGGAUCGACAAAAGACCGUUGACGACUUCCUUCAAGGUGUGCAAGACCAAGCUACCGAGAUGGUUGCCUACGAGCAAUUCGGUCUUCAGAGCAUCGGCAAGCUGAGUCCCGACGCAAGGGACGCGUGUGACUUUUCGUCACUUCUGGUUAUCCAACCUUUGCAGUCUCUUAUUUACAAUAACGACGACGAACAGACUCUACUGGCUGCUUCUGAGGCUGCUGCUGACACCAAGGAAGAGGUGAUGCAGAAUUACUUCUCAUAUCCAUUGGUCAUACAAGCCCACUUACAUGACGAUCACAUCAGCCUGGUGUUGAUUUACAAUUCCUUGGCGCUUCCAGAAGCCCAGCUGUUUGCUCUGUCUCAGCAAUUCAAGCACGUCGUCGAGCAGCUCGUGAUGGAACCUCAGCUCAGCCUUGGAUCGCUCUCCGUCGCUUCUGACUGGGACGUUGCACAGUCUCUCAAGUUCAACUCUGAAAUCCCAGAGAUUGUCGAUUCUUGUGUUCAUCAGCUAAUUGAGAGGCAAGCUGAAAUCCGCCCUAACGCAAUGGCAAUCAAGGCAUGGGACGCCGAGUUGACGUAUCGCGAUUUCAACCGUGCUGCGAACCGCCUUGCCAACCAUCUAAUGGCUUCAUACGACAUAAAGCCGGAUGAGCUGGUCCACGUCUGCUUCGAGAAGUCCGCUUGGUUCUUUGUGUCUAUCCUGGCCAUCAACAAGGCGGGUGCUGCUUGGGUGCCCCUCGACCCCUCUCACCCAGAACAGCGACUUCGACAAGUUGUGUCUCAAACGCGUGCCAGGCUAGCACUUACUUCGUCGACGAACCGUGAUCUGGUUGCCAGCUUAGUUGAGUCUGUUGUUACUGUAGACUCCGAGCUUGAUGCGGAACUGUCCAAGGUUGAGGAAUACAGCCAGACGGGCCCGGUGACAAGUGUGUCUUCAGACAAUGCUGUCUACGUUCUAUUCACAUCCGGGUCGACUGGUACACCCAAAGGCCUUGUUAUGCAGCACGGCUCGGUGGCUACCUCUCAAACGGCUAUUGUCAAGCGGCUAGGCCUAACCCCUGACGUACGCAUGUUACAAUUCGCAGCCUUUGUGUUCGACCUUUCGAUUGGAGAGAUCAUCGCACCGCUUAUUACAGGUGCCUGUUUGUGCAUCCCGUCAGACCAUACGAGGAUGAAUGGCCUUACCCAGUAUAUCAGGGAUACAGGCAUCAAUUGGGCGUUCCUUACACCCUCAUUCAUCCGGACAAUCAACCCUGCUGAAGUUCCCGGCCUGGAUCUUGUCUUGUUAGCUGGCGAGGCUGUCCCUCGGGACGUCUUGACCACCUGGUUUGGCAAGGUCCGUUUGAUCAAUGGUUGGGGGCCUGCCGAGACGUGUGUUUUCUCAACGCUCCAUGAGUGGCAGUCAGUCAACGAGUCGCCCCUUACGGUUGGUAAGCCUGUCGGUGGUUUCUGCUGGGUCGUUGAUCCGGAAGAUCCUCAUCGCCUAGCCCCGACUGGAACGCUCGGAGAGGUUGUCAUACAGGGUCCGACAUUGUUACGGGAGUAUCUCUCUGAUCCUCAACGAACACAGGCCUCUACAGUGUACGACCUUCCCAAGUGGGCACCUCGCCCUGACUCCAGACACUGGAAUAAGUUCUACAAGUCCGGCGAUCUGUGUUAUUACAACCAAGAUGGCACGAUCGAAUUCUCGACUCGUAAAGACACGCAAAUCAAGAUCCGUGGCUUACGUGUGGAGCUUGGAGAAGUCCAACACCAUAUCCAACAGGCACUACCUUCAGCCAGGCAAGUUGCCGUCGACGUGUACAAGGGCGAAAACGGUACCAACCUCGUCGCCUAUCUGUGCUUCAGCGAGGACACCCGGACGGUUGGCAUCAGCAGCGGCGCAUCUGACGGUCCAUUCUUGCCGCUCGGCGAAGAUCUGCAAUUGACGCUGGCAGCCGUUGUUGGCCAGCUCAGCAUUUCUUUGCCUCGGUAUAUGAUUCCGACCAUGUUCAUCCCCUGCAGCUACAUGCCCUUCAUCACCUCGACAAAGCUUGACCGCAAUGAGCUGAAGAAGCUCACAAGCUCAUUGGACAAGGCCCAAAUAGCCCAGUACUCACUUCUGGGCGGCAAGAAACGCUCGCCGGAAACGCCAAUGGAGGUUUUUUUGCAAAAGCUGUGGUCUGACCUACUUGGUGUCCCGGUCGAAUCCAUCGGUCGAGAUGAUAGCUUCCUGGGCCUUGGUGGUGAUUCCAUUACUGCCAUCCACAUGGUAAGCGCUGCUAGGGAUUCCGGUGUCUCGCUUGCAGUCAAGGAAAUCUUUGACGAUCCGCGAUUGUCGGCCGUUGCAAGCAAGGCUCGUGAGAUCGGACAAGACGAGCAGACUUCAUCCGUCGAUGCUACUCCCUUCUAUUUAGUUGAUGAUUCCAUCCGCCAGCUGGCCAUUGGAGAUGAAGUUCGACGCGUCUGCAGCUUGACAAACAGCGAAGAAGUCGAAGAUGCUUAUCCGGUAACGAUGUUCCAGGAGGGCCUCAUGGCUCUUUCAGUGAAGCAGCCGGGCUCCUACAUUGCCAAAUAUGCAUAUAAGCUGUCUGAGCACGUCGAUGUUGCUCGCUUCAAGGCCGCUUGGGAGACCACUGUUUCAUUGUGCCCGACUAUGCGCACUCGUCUCGUUCUUCUCAACGGUAAAUGCACGCAGGUAGUCAUCAAGGGAGAGACCGGUUGGCAGUCUCAGGAACACACGGACGUUCAUGUUGCCAUUCAGGCCGCUCAAACGGCCGAGAUGACAUAUGGCUCUCACCUUUCUCAGUCUAUCCUGGCCCAUGAUGCAAACGGGGACAAUUACUUCCUCUGGACAGUUCAUCACGCGGUUCAUGAUGGAUGGACGGUUCGUCUUAUUAUGUCCACCUUGCAGAAUGCCUACAACAACCUUGAGUUACCUCCUCUGAAGCCGUACUCCGGUUUCAUCCAGUAUCUGGGAGCUAUCAAGCCUGAUGAGACCAUCAACUACUGGACUCAGCAGCUGCAAGGUGCAAGCAAGGCGUCUUAUCCCCCAUCGAAGCCGACAUCAGCGUCCGAGUCAGUUACUCGACUCAUCACCAAGACAAUCGCAGCUCCCGCCUCGGCCAACGCUGCCAUCACAAAGGCCACAAUUAUGCGGGCGACUUGGGCCAUUCUGCUGGCCCGCUACUGCGAUACUGACGAUGUCACCUUCGGUACGUCGAUUUCCGGCCGACAGGCUGCAGUAGCUGGUCUGAUGGAUAUGCCCGGCCCUGUGGUCGCGACUGUUCCCGUGCGUGUUCGUCUGGAUCGAACCCAGCCGAUUAGCAAGUACCUCCAGGCUAUCCAGAGUCAGGCUCACGAGAUGGUGCCAUACGAGCAGUAUGGUUUGACCAACAUUGGAAAGAUCAGCCCCGACUUUAGGGAUACCUGUGACUUUACGAGCUUGCUGGUUGUUCAGCCUCGAACGCACUUGGAUGCUCGAACCAGCGGCACGACUACUGACUCCGACGCUUCAUCGGCUGCUCUGCUUGCGCCUGCAAAUAUCGAAGGCAGUUCUACUGAAGAAUUGAUGCAAGGAUACUUUUCGUACCCUCUUGUUAUCCAAGGACACCUCAUGAGUGAUUCCAUCGGGCUGGUCAUCACCUAUGAUGCUUCUGUGCUCUCUGAGGCAUCCAUGGAAGCCAUGUGCCAUCAGUUCGAUCAUAUCGCUUCGCAGCUAUUCGCCGACGAGGGACGUACACUGGGCGACUUGACCGUUGCUUCUGACUGGGAUCUUCAACGAGCCAAGGACUUUAACCCUGAAGUCCCGGUAAUCAUGGAUACUUGCAUCCAUCACCUCAUUGAAGCUCAAGCCAGAGAAACUCCUGACUUACCAGCGGUCUGGGCCUGGGAUGGGCAAUUAACUUAUCGCCAGCUGAACGAAGCGGCCAAUCGGUUAGCCCACUAUCUCAUCAGCGACCACAAUGUCCAGGUUGAAGAUCUCGUCCACGUCUGCUUCGAAAAGUCGGUUUGGCACUGGGUCUCCGUGCUUGCUAUCAACAAGGCUGGAGCCGUGUGGGUUCCUCUAGAUCCAUCGCACCCUGAGCAGCGCCUUCGCCAGGUUGCCUCCCAGACUCGAUCUACGCUGGCUCUGGCAUCGGAUACGACAAGACACCUUGUCUCUGAUAUCAUCGAGCGAGUGGUCGAAGUUUCUCCUACAUUGUUCGAGCAGAUUGAUGUCCGACUUGGCGAGAAGGAGCCCCAGGUCUCGGUCUCAGCCAGCAACGCUGCGUAUGUGCUCUUCACCUCUGGAUCCACGGGUACGCCCAAGGGUCUGGUGAUGACACACGGUGCCUUCACAACGAGUCAGACGGCCAUCAAGAAGAGGCUUGGGCCUAAUACAAACACCAGGGCCCUCCAGUUUGCUUCGUACGUCUUUGACAUGUCCGUCGGCGAAGGCUUCGUACAGCUUAUUUCUGGCGCCUGCAUUUUCAUUCCGUCCGAGCACACCAGGAUGAACGGCCUGAAGGAAUUCAUUGCCGAGCACAAGAUCAACUCCCUGUGGCUGACGCCCUCCUUCAUCCGGACCCUCAGUCCAGAGCAAGUGCCUACGGUUGACUUCGUGUUCUUGGCUGGUGAAGCUAUUCCACGCGACGUGUUCACCACUUGGUGCACCAAGGUCCGCUUAUGGAACGGUUGGGGACCUGCUGAGACUUGCGUCGUCAGCUCCUUGCACCAAUUUACCAGCCUAGAUGAGUCGCCGUUAACGAUCGGUCGUCCUAUUGGAGGGUUCUGCUGGAUUGUAGACCCUACGGACCAUUCAAGGCUUGCGCCUAUCGGCACUGUUGGCGAAGUUGUCAUCCAAAGCCCAACGAUCUUGAGGGAGUACCUUGCCGAUGUCGAACGCACCAAGGCCUCCACGGUGUAUGAGCUACCUGCCUGGGCCCCGAACCGAGACCAGGCUCCUUGGUCACGAUUCUUCAAGUCCGGUGAUCUGGCUUCAUACAACCCCGACGGUACCCUCGAAUUCGCUAGCAGAAAGGAUACCCAAGUCAAGAUCCGCGGUCUACGUGUUGAGCUCGGAGAAAUCGAGCAUCACGUCCGUAGCAGCCUCACAGACGCUCGCCAAGUUGCUGUCGACGUUUUCAGGACCGAUGCCGGCACAAGACUUAUUGCGUACUUCUGUUUCUCUGAUGAAACGCGCACUGCCGGCAAUUCUCAGUCAGAUGACGAAGGCAUCUUCUUGCCUGUGACAGAAGAGCUUCAGAGACAGCUCACCAGCAUGGUCAGCCAGCUGAAUGUCACGCUGCCUCACUACAUGGUCCCGUCGCUCUUCAUUCCAUGCCGCUACAUGCCCUUCAUCACGUCUACCAAGCUUGAUAGAAACCUGUUGAAGAAGCUUGUUUCCGAGCUCAGCCAAGAAGACCAUGCUGUGUAUUCCUUGAGCAACGGCGUCAAGCGUAUGCCUGACACUGAAAUGGAGGCUCGUAUGCAGGAGCUUUGGUCUGUCGUGUUGCACAUGCCCAAGGAAGAGAUUGGCUGUGAUGAAAGCUUUCUGCAGAUUGGUGGUGAUUCCAUUACCGCUAUCCAGCUCGUUACCAAUGCUCGUGAGGCUGGUCUGUCGAUUGCAGUCAAGGAUAUCUUUGACGACCCUCGCCUUUCGAAGCUUGCCCUGGUAGCUGAAGCCAACUCUGACCACAGCAAUGCGUCCUCGAUAGUUGAACCCUUCAGCCUGCUUGGAGAGUCUCUUACCAAGGAUCUUGUCACGAAGGCUGCCAAGGAGCAAUGCAAUCUCUCUGGGAAUGAUCUGCUUGACGAUGCCUAUCCUUGCACAAAGCUACAGGAAGGUCUCAUGGCCCUCGCAAUCAAGCAACCCGGAUCAUACAUUGCCAAGUAUGUGUAUCAACUUCCCGACUACGUCGAUGUUUCCCGAUUCCGCACUGCCUGGGAGCGUACCGUCCAAAGCUGUGCCAACCUCCGCACACGCAUGAUUCUCGUCGACGGCAUCACUAUCCAAGUUCUGCUAAAGGAUGAUAUUGCCUGGGAUGAUACUGCCAACGCUUCGCUCGAGAGUUAUGCUCGCUCAACGCUCCAUAUGGAAAUGGGCUAUGCCCAGCGCCUGUGCCGCUAUGCCCUCAUUGAGGAAGAGACUGGUAAUUACUUUGCCUUUAGCAUCCACCACACAGUCUUUGAUGGCUGGUCACUCCCAUUGGUGAUGGGUACCUUGUCUGCGGCUUAUUACGAUCUUGAGCUUCCUUCUCUACAGUCAUAUGCAGCUUUCGUCAAGUACACGAUGGAACUCGAUCACAGCGCCGCCUCCGGCUAUUGGGAGAAGCAACUCAAGGGUGCCAAGCGCACAAGCUUCCCGGCACCUAGCGAUAAAGCAGGAUCUUCUCAAACGCGCGUUGUGAACAAGACUAUUGAUUUCCCGAAGUCAAAGACCUCCAUCACAAAGGCCUCUAUUCUACGCGCUGCUUGGGCCAUUGUCUUGGCCCGCUACUCUGACAGCGAUGAUGUCUGCUUCGGCACAACCGUCUCUGGUCGUCAUGCCAAUGUGGCCGGUCUCGAGGCCAUGCCUGGUCUGGUGGUCGCCACUGUUCCUGUUCGUAUUCGCCUCGACAAGCAAAAGCCUCUGUCUGGCUUCCUUCAGGAUGUUCAGACACAGGCCAACGACAUGGUUGAUUACGAGCAAUUUGGCAUCCAAAACAUCUCCAGACUUGGCUCCGAUGCAAAGGACGCUUGCGACUUUACCUCUCUUUUGGCUAUCCAACCUGUCCAGCAUAUGAGCGCAGACAGCAGCAACCCUGCUGAUCAUGGUGCCAUUGUCGUUCCUGCGGCUUCUCCUAAUGUCAAGGCUGAAGACAUGCUGCAGAACUACUUCUCUUACCCAUUGGUUAUCCAGUGCCACCUCUUCGAUAACCACGUCAACUUGGUUCUUGUCUACGAUACCGAUGUCCUCGAAGAGACACAGCUGAAUGCACUCAUGCACCAAUUUGAUCAUGUUGUCCAACAGCUACUUGCCCAGAGCGAUGAGCCAUUGGGUGAUGUCAGUAUCUCAGGACCUUGGGAUCUCCAACAAGCUCUGCAGCUGAACAGCAGGGAACCCGAGUUGAUUCACACUUGUCUUCAUGAUAUCUUCUCCCAGCAUGCUUCGAAUUCCCCACACCACGAGGCCAUUUACUCAACCGAAGGCAGCCUUACCUACGGUGAACUUGAUCACCUUACCGAUAUCCUCGCCACAUAUUUGAGCUCGUUAGGCGCAGGCCCCGAAACAGUGGUGCCCUUCUGCUUCGAGAAAUCGAUGUGGGCGGUGGUUGCGAUCUUGUCAAUUCUCAAGGCCGGCGCUGCAUUUGUGCCCCUUGACCCUUCGCAUCCAACCAGCCGUCGCGAGGCAUUGGUCAAGGAAGUCAGUGCUCGCGUGCUCGUGGCUUCUUCCAACGCCAUCACUUCAUGCGAAGGAAUGGCUGAGCACGUUGUUGAGCUGUCACCCAGUGUUAUGGCUAGGCUGGCUGCCUCUGUAACCCCUAAGAUCUUGCCAAAGGUUGGACCAAGGAACACGGCAUAUGUCCUGUUCACCUCUGGAUCGACAGGCAAGCCCAAGGGUGUUGUUAUGCAGCACGGCUCUUUCAGUUCGACUACUAUCGGAUAUGGCAAGGUGUAUAGCCUGUCGCCGUUGUCGAGAGUCUUCCAAUUCUCCAACUAUAUCUUUGAUGGUAGCUUGGGCGAAAUCUUUGGCCCAUUGGCCUUUGGUGGAACGAUUUGCAUACCCAGUGAAGAUGAACGCCUGGGGAGUGCCCCUGGUUUCAUGAACAUGGCAAAGGUCAACACAGCCAUGUUAACCCCAUCCUUUGUGCGGACCUUUACGCCCGACCAGGUGCCGCAUCUCAAGACUCUUGUUCUCGGCGGCGAAGCUGCUUCCAAGAGCACCUUGGAGAUGUGGGUUAACCGUGUCACUCUGUACAACGGAUACGGACCAGCUGAAGCUUGUAACUACGCGACUACACACGUUUUCAAGUCGAGUUCAGAGUCUCCUCGGAUUAUUGGAUCCGGAUUCAAUGGUGCCUGCUGGGUUGUUGAACCUGAUAACCACAGCAAGCUUGCGCCUAUGGGUUGCACAGGCGAGCUGGUUCUCCAAGGCCACGCUUUGGCUCGUGGCUAUCUCAAUGACAAGGCUAAGACGGAGCAGUCGUUUGUUGGCGAAAUUGGUUCUCUUCCGCUUUCUCUCCUGCAUGAGCCUAAGCGAUUCUACCUUACCGGAGACUUGGUCCGCUACAACUCUGCGGGUGAGCUUGAAUACCUGGGACGAAAGGACUCCCAAGUCAAACUGCGUGGUCAGCGUCUGGAACUGGGUGAGAUCGAAUACAACAUCACCCAGUCACUCAAGAGCGUGCGAGACGUUGCCGUUGAUGUCAUUCACAAAGACACCGGUGACUUGCUGGUCGCGUUCAUCUCGUUCUCUGAUAACGCAAGGGCCCAGUGGGAUUCGGAUAGUCUGCUUCUCAACCUCCUUGCGUCUGAUGAGUCCAUGAGAUCCCUGCUCGAUAGUCUGAGAGAGAGCCUGAAAGCCUCUCUGCCUGGCUACAUGGCCGUGCUCCCUGCUUUCAUGAUGCCUAGCCUGGUCUUGCCCAUCCGAAACAUGCCAUUCAUCACAUCAAUGAAGCUCGAUAGGAAGCAGCUUCGGACUCUCGCAAGCUCUCUGUCUCUUGAGGAGCUCGCCACUUUUGCUCCCAGCAAAGCAGACAAGAUUGAGCCGACAACCGAUAUGGAAUUCAAGCUGCGCGACCUCUGGUCCCAGAUCCUUGGAAUCCCGGCGGAAGAGAUUGGCAAGAACGACAGCUUCCUGCAAAUUGGAGGUGAUUCCAUCUCAGCCAUUCACUUUGUUACCCUGGCUCAAGAACAUGGUAUCUCACUCACUGUGGCUACCAUCUUUGCCGAUCCGAGACUGGCUUCAGUUGCUGCAUCGGCCCAUCUCGGCGAUGUUAGCGAUGCCUACGAGGCUGAGCCCUUCAGCAUGAUCCAGCCUUCUGAGAGCGACGCCAUUACUCGCGAGAUUGGACAGCAGUGCGACCUUUCUGCUGGCCAGUCGAUUGAGGAUGCUUACCCAACAACCAAGUUGCAGGAAGGUCUCAUGGCCUUGUCCGUCAAGCAGCCAGGCUCUUACACGGCCCGUUAUGUGUACCAAAUUCCUGAUCACGUCGACGCUGAGCGAUUCAAGGCUGCUUGGGACAAGACAGUUGAAGUCUGCCACAACCUUCGAACAUCGAUUGUUCUUGUUGGCUACACCACCUUCCAAGCCGUCAUCAAGGACACUUCAAAGUCACUGUGGGAGCCUACCACAGGUGUUUCCCUGCAGUCCUACAUGAGGAACGCAAUUGAAUCCUUCAACAUGGGCUAUGGCUCUCGCCUCUGCCGUUAUGCUCUGAUUGAAGAGGGCGGCAGCACUUAUUUCGCGUGGCAUAUUCACCAUUCGGUGUAUGACGGCUGGACUCACCCGCUCAUCAUGGGCACGCUCUACGCCGCUUACUUCGGCACUGAAAUGCCUCCUUUGCAGCCUUUUGCUCGCUUCGUCAAGUACACGACGAGCAUCAACCAACACGAUGCUGCAGAGUACUGGAGACGCCAACUUCACGAUGCCACUCCGGCUUCAUUCCCUGCUGUUGACCAGCAGUUGACUCCUUCAAAGAGCAAGGCCGAUGUGACCCGGAUAUUGAGAAAGACUGUCGAUUUCCCACGCCUGACAAACACAUCGAUCACCAAGGCCACCAUCAUGAGGGCAGCCUGGUCCAUCGUCUUGGCCCAGUACUGCGGAGUUGACGACGUGUGCUUCGGUACUACACUCUCAGGCCGUCACGCGCCAGUUCCCGGAUUAGAUUCUAUGCCUGGCCCUAUGCUUGCCACUGUUCCUGUCCGAAUCCGUCUGGAUCAAGACCAGCCAACAUCACGGUUCUUGCAAGACGUCCAGAUUCAGGCUUCCGAGAUGGUUGCCUAUGAGCAAUUUGGUCUCCAGAACAUUGCAACGCUGAGUCCCGAGGCCAAACAAGCAUGCGACUUUUCAAGCUUGCUGGUCAUCCAGCCUGCCCAGCAGCAGGUUGCAGACGAUAAAGCCAUGGCUAGCACAGACAUUAUCCUAUCGCCUGGCGACUCUGAGAACUCGGCUGAGCAAUCAAUGCAAAACUUUGCCAACUACCCCUUGGUUCUUCAAAUUGCCAUCAUGGAGAGUCACAUCGAGCUGCUGCUGAUCUACGACACCAAUGCUCUGACAGAAUUUCAUGCCACAGCCAUCUCUGAGCAAUUCGGCAACGUUGCCAGACAACUCGUUGCCCAAGAUGAGACGUCAAUUGGUGAUGUAAAGGUAGCUGGCUCAUGGGACCUGCAGAAGCAGCUCGAGUGGAACCACGAAAUCUAUGGCCCCUCGGAUACCACUCUCCAGGAGCUCUUCUCGAAGCAAGCUGCUCGCAGACCUGAGCAUCAGGCUCUGUACAGCAGUGAGGGAAGCAUGACUUACAGCGAGCUUGAUCAAUUGACAACUCAGCUUGCAGUCUACCUCAGCGGCCUUGGUGUUCGACCCGAGACCAUCGUGCCCUUCUGCUUCGAAAAGUCCAUCUGGGCUAUCGUUGCGAUGAUGGGCAUCCUCAAAGCCGGUGGUGUUUUCAUGCCUUUGGAUCCGUCUUACCCAGCAAGCCGCCGCCAGGCUUUGAUAGACGAAGUCAACGCCCAAUUCAUGAUUGUGUCACCGACAACCGCCCCUGACUCUCAGGGCAUGGUCCGCAACCUGAUUGAGCUGUCGCCAUCUCUAAUUUCCCGCGUCUCUACGAUCAGUAUCGCCCAACAAUCGUUGAUCAAGUCGGGCCCCAACAAUGCCGCCUAUGUCCUGUUUACAUCCGGUUCAACCGGUAAGCCAAAGGGCGUCAUCAUCGACCACAAGGCCAUCUCCGCAGCGCUCCUCAGACAACGCGAGGCCUUUUCGUUCAACGACGACACAAGGACGUUACAAUUCGCCAACUUCGUCUUCGACGCCUGUAUCGCCGAAAUCUUCACUUCGCUGGUGGUCGGUGCUACCGUCUGCGUGCCAACAGAGCAUGAACGUGUUCACAACACUGCAGCUUUCAUCCGUGAGGCUCGUGUAAACCACGCCUUCCUGACGCCGACCUUUAUCAAGACUCUUUCUCCAGAGCAGAUUCCCGACAUGAAGACUGUCAUCCUUAUGGGUGAAGCACCCUCUCGAGGAAUCAUCGACACCUGGGCGGACGAGAUUGACCUUCACAACGGUUAUGGUCCGGCAGAAGGUUGCGUCGGUUCGACGAACAACACGUAUUCGUCGUCAGUCAAGGUUUCAGUUACCAAUGUCGGUCGCAGCUUUACCCACGGCCUCUGGAUCGUCGACCCCGAUGACCAUAACCGCCUCAUGCCUAUCGGCUGUGUCGGUGAGUUGCUGCUGCAGGGUUCAUCUCUGGCACGCGGCUACAUCAACGACGAGGACAAGUCGAGACAGUCAUUCAUCGAUGAAGUUGAGUGGCUGCCAUCGAGUAUCAACAUUGGUGAACGCCGCUUCUACAAGACCGGUGACCUGGUCCGCUACACUCCCGAUGGAUCGAUCGAGUAUGUCAGCCGAAAGGACACGCAAGUCAAGAUCCGCGGCCAGCGCAUCGAGCUCGGCGAAAUCGAAUACCACGUCAAGCGCGCCAACGCUUCUAUUGAACACGUCGUCGUCGAUAUUACUCGAACGGCCGGCCGCGAGUCUCUCCUCGCCUUUGUGUGCUUCAGCUCGCAUCAAGAGACGGAGAGUGCUUCCAAGGAGGUUCGUCUCACGGACGUCACCAACGAACUGCGCGAGAUGUUCUCCGACAUUGCUACAACCGUCGCCUCUGCUCUGCCCAGCCACAUGGUCCCUAAGUAUCUCAUCCCCGUCGACCACAUGCCUCACAACGCUGCCGGCAAACUAGACCGAAAGAUGCUUCUCGCAUCCAUUGCCAACCUCAGGCCGGACGAGCUCUCAAACUACCUCGCUGGCCAGCGUUUGCCCUUCCGCGACUGCUCUACCGAUGUCGAAUUCUGGCUCCGUGCCCAAUGGGCCUCUACGCUUGACCUUCCCGCCGAGACUAUCGGACUGGAUGACAACUUCUAUAGCCUCGGUGGUGAUUCGAUUCGCAUUGUCACCAUUUCCAAGGCUAUCCUCAACCAGUAUGGUGUUUCACUCGGAAUGUCUCUGCUCAACUCGAAGCAUACCACGAUUGCAAACAUGGCCAAACACAUCGACGGCGAACACAGUGGACAAGAUGCUGAAGCACUAGGACUCGUCGACAUCAACAGCGAGAUUUCUUCUCUCGCGCGCUCUGUUCUGGCUUCCAGUGAUCUCGAUAUCGUUGCGAACCCCAAGACCCAGCUGCCUGAGCGGGCCAUCGUCUUCCUCACCGGUGCCACCGGCUUCCUCGGUCAAGAGAUCCUCAGGCAGCUCCUCUGCAACGACUCCAUCGCCUCCACCAUUGCCCUCGUCCGAUGCAAGUCUGUCGACCACGGCAUGGACCGUAUCCGCGAGACUGCCAAGAUUGCCGGCUGGUGGCGCGAGGAGUACACGAGCAAGAUUGAGAUCUGGCGCGGUGACUUGAGCAAGAAGCGCAUGGGCCUGAGCAACUCUCAAUGGGCUCGUCUGGCCGGCCUUUCAAAUGACAACGUCGAUGCCAUCGUCCACAACGGUGCCAUCGUCAACUGGAACGCCGACUACGACAAGAUGCGUGCUGCCAACGUCGAUUCUACGGUAGACAUUCUCAAGGCUGCCGUCACCUCACCCGCCUCUCCCAAGUUCGUCUUCGUCUCUGGCGGUAUCAAGUCUGAUCCCACCACCGAUCGCACGGCUCUGGGCCAGUACCUCAACAACUCCACUGGUUACAUCCAGACCAAGUUCGUCUCCGAGGGCAUCAUCCAGGAGGUCAUCAACACCCUCCCGGCCAACCAGAACCGCAUUUCCACUCUCAAGCCUGGUCGCAUCAUCGGAUCUCCCGAAACAGGCGUGGCCAACGUGGACGAUGUGCUGUGGCGAAUCGUUUCCACCGCCGCUUCUCUCGGCGUUUAUCCUGCCGAGCCUGAAGAGCAUUGGGUCUACAUCUCCGACGUCGAUACCGUGGCAUCAUCCGUGCUCAGCCAACUCUACACUACGGAGGGCAUCGCUCCCUUCGUCAAUGUCACGGGUGGCAUGCCGGCAACAGUCUUCUGGGAUCUCAUCAACAAGGAGCUCGACGUUCCCUGCGAACCUUUGUCCUUGGACGAAUGGACUCACCGUGCUUUGGAGUCGAUGAACCAAGUCGGCGACAAGCAUCCUCUGUGGCCGGUACAGCACUUCCUUGGCAACCUUGGCUCUCCUCGGUCUGCGCGAGACAUUGAGGCUGAGGGCAGUGAGCAUGAGCAGUGGCAUAUGGCUGUCAAGAUGAGCAUGCGCUAUCUUGUCAAGGUUGGCUUCAUCCAGACGUCUACUGAUGGCUUUGCUAAGCCUCGUCGGGCGGACACUUUCCAGCGUCAUGGUUGA